GCUUUUUAGAAGUUGCCCUCGAGGACACCACCAAAUUCUAAACUCACAUUCAAAACAUAGUUUGGAGGGUUGAACAAUUUCAGUGAAAAACUGCUGCUGAAUACUCUUUUCCCUUAACAAAGCUCUUAAGCCAGAUCCCCAAACUAGAUUUUGAGCUUUAAAUAACAAUUUGGACCGUUCUUCUAGGAAAAGUAUGUCUUAGGUGUUUGAUGUCCCUCUGGGCUGCAGCCAAAGAUUACCCAGGGAGGUGGCAUUUUGUUGUCUGAACUUCUAUUGCAGACUUGUAUCUCUGAGGUCCUUCCUGUUUCAUCAGGGAAUCCUUAAGCAGAGUUUAUUUCACGAUCCCCAGGUAAUCAAAAUUGUGUGGUGCUGAUAGUGCCAAAUGCUAACCAGCUUUUUUGAUGCCAGCCUGGCAUUUAUUGUUAUCUGAAGCUAGUUGCUUGCCUUCCCUCCAGGGUUCUAUUUGUGAAUUUUCUACGUCUAUAAAUGGAAACCCUAGCUAACAAGAAAUUAUCGCCUGGGCAGCCUGAUGCAGUUCUGUCUCACAACUUGAGUAUGUGAUGUGGUAGGGUGUCUAACAUGUAGCCGGCUAAGGCGCUGCUUUGUGGGAUCUGAAUCCCUUCUCUUCCUUGGAAAUGGAGUUAGGAAAGCACAAACCAGAAGCUUCAACAAGAAACACUUUGUGGAAUGAGAAGCUAAAGGUAACAAGUGGUUUACCUUAAAAUAAUGGGGUGGCUUGGAGUUGUUGAGAACAUGGAAGAAAUGCAAAGUACGGUAGCUCUUGCAUGGCUGAGACGUUCCAGUUACUAUUUUGAUACUUCCUCGAGUCAGUGACCUUGAAGAUUAACAGGUUCAAUAACAGUGUGUAGAAAUUAAUUCUGCUGUUAUCUCUCAGUCGGAAUGAUGGGGGUGGUGUUACAGACGUUUCGGUACUUUGGAGUUGCGUGUUAAAAUGAUAAAGCUAUAGAUCUGCUCCUGUAUCUUCUGAAGUAUUCUGUAUAUAUUUUAACAAGUCUUUCAACACGGUGCAUGCCUUCCACUAUGUGUCCAAUACUGCAUAAGGCAGAGAAGAAUCCAAAAUCCCCCAGAUUUGCUUUUGUUUACAGUAUAUGUUGACUUAGAUUCCGGGGUGAUAAAUGGAAUUUGCUUGUGCCAAAUUUGUUUUCCCGGUAGCACGAAAGGGCUGCGUUAUUCUUGACCCUGGGAAUGGGUAAGCUGUGUUGCCUGUCGCUUCCACCGAAUGAUGAAUUAGAAAUUGCAUCGUGUUCUUGAGAAGGAAGGCAAUACAAUUGAGGGAUCAGUUUUGUUGCCUUCUCCUAAUUCACUGUGAAAAUUGCUAGUUUUUACUUUGCUGGCUUUGACUUGGAACUUCCCCCAAAUGCCAGUGAAAGAAAUAAAAUCAUUUGUGGACAACAAUGCAAACAUUUUAUUCUACUCAAGGAGUCUUUGUCUGAGGCCCUGUUAGUCUCAACCCUUCACCUAGAGAUUAUUUUCUCCAUUAUCAUGGGGGUGUUUUUGUGCUACAUUAUUUAAGUUCUGACACAGAGAUGUGUUCACCUAGUAACCUAGGGACAAGGCCACUGCCACCCUCAGGCUGGACCUAGAAUCCUUCUUUAGAAUUAGUGUUUACUUGAUGUAGGCGUACCUGUCAAUACCUGGACCUGUUGGUAUACUGCAGUAAAUUGUAUACAUAGAGUUCCAUAAUAUAUACAAAUUUAUCAGUUCAUUUUCUCUAUCUUUUAUACAAAACUACUAUACAUCAUUAUGAACAUACCGGUACAUACAAUACUGUUACCUAGAUUUUACUAUGUCGUGUUAUACAAUUUUCUUUCCUACAUAUUAAAAAAUGCAGCUCUAUAUGUAAGUUCACCUAUUUUUCCAACCUUGCAAUAAUAUAUUUCUUUAAUACUUUCAUUCUGAAUUUUAAAGCAAAAAUAGGACUUUAAGCUGUGCAACGAAGUCCAACAUUUAUUUUCCCAUUUUGCUGCAGUAGGUACUUCCAUUUUUAUUUUCAGUUUAAGGGCUAGCAACCUAUUUGCCGCUGAAAGCAAAAAUGAAACACUACGUCAACUGCCUCUUUACACCCAACUUUUAAAAAUAAUAAUACAGUGGUACCUCUGGUUGUGAACGUGAUCCGUUCCGGAGGCCCGUUCGCAACAUGAAAAGCCCGCAACCUGAAGCGCCAUAUUUGCGCAGGUGCACACCGCGAUUUGGCGCUUCUGCGCAUGCGUGAGCGGUGAAACCCAGAAGUAACCCUUUCUGGUACUUCCGGGUCACCGCCGGAUGCAACCUGAAAGAACGUAACACUUGGCUUCUGCAAGAUCUGGCCCUGAAAGACACACGUCCCAGUUUUCCUUUGGGGCAUGUUGGUGGGCAUGCUUCAUGCAUCUAAAAAAGUGGCCUUGAGUCCACAAAAACGAUACCAUCAUAAAUUGGUUGUUUUUAAGGUACCUAGGAUAUAAACCUCACCAGACACAAUGAGACGUACUUCUGGGUAAGCCUGCAAAAGACUGUACUGUGAAAAGCCUAGGAAAUGAAUGUUCAUUUGAAGCCUCCUUCCCAUUUCUCCUCAGUUGUACUGUUCUCCAGGACCUCUUCCAGGCCAGUUGCAAUUGCCUCCCUUUCUCCUUCACAGCUUAUUUGAUGCUGUGAAUGAAGACAUGAAGUAAGAGUGGGAGUAGCAACUUGCCCCUUCAUCAAUAGCGUGUAAAAAAUUGUUUUCGGAAGACCAGGCACAGAUCCACUACAGCUCUAUGCGCAAGAGGGAAAAUGUAACGGGGAGCCUCAGUGCUUUAGCUGGUUUUCUUCAGGACUGUGACUGCAAGUUUCUCAUUCUUUCUCUUCUCAGGAAGGAGAGGCAGGCAGACAGAGUGCCCUGUCUGGUAAAGGGCAUUAGCCAUAGCACUGCUUGUAUUUUCCUCCCCAAAGACUUCCUCACCUUUUAAUGUGCCCUUUCGUUUAAAAGUACUCUAUGUUACCGCUACAGCUGCUGCGUCAGUGCUUCAGCUUUGCCCUACCUGAAUAUUUUGUCAUUUCCCUGGCCCAGCGAGAGGUGGGAGAUGAUUGAUACGAAGGGGUAGGAUCAAAGGCAAACGGACUUGCAAGCCCCGCAUCUUUAGUGUGACAUUUGUUACAUACAGUACAUGCAGUAAACAUAUUUUCCAUCUUCGCUUUGCACUGAAUUUCACGUACCUAAAUAUGUCAGGCUCCCUUUGCCAAUAUAAUAUCCACAGGGAGAAAUUGAAAUAGAUUCUUGCUGGAGAUAAGAUUACUGUCUGGCACCUCAGUCCAAAACAUUUUCACGAUGGCAUGAGAUGUUGGGCGUCCCCACAACAUGCAGCUAGCUUCAUGUUUUGAGAUGUUGCACUGGUGUGAGAGCUUAUCAAUGAAUUUCCUUCCCGUCUCUUUAUUCGCCUUUACUUAAAAGAACAUUUAUAAGCUGCCAAUUCAUUAAGAAUCAUGGCUAUGUACAUGAAGACGUUGUAAGAGUAUAAAAUGCAGAACCAAAUGACCACUGGCUCCUAUUAAUUCUCUUUAAAAAAUGGUUGGCGAAAUGUUUGUGACAGGUGUCAAGAUGACAGAAUUGUAGGUGCCCGACUUCAAUAUUACUUGACGCCCCUGCACUAAAAAGCCCGAGUUCAUGUAGAAACUAAUGGAAUAUCACUUACUGUAACUGCAAGACAGUCAGAAGAGCUUCUCCAGAUGAUUUCAGUGAUGAAAGCAGAAGUCUGCUAUAGUGCAAGGAUUCCCAAGCUGUGGUCUAUGGGCCACCAGUGGCCUGUGAGCUUCAUUCAGGUGGUCCACAGCAUGUUGGUGGAUUUGUGAUUGAAGAUGGCACAUAUAUUGCAUUAGAUAGUCAUAUCCAUUUUUAAUUGUAUUUCUUGGCCAUAGAUUCAUAGAAUUGUAGAGUUGGAAGGGACCGUGAGGGUCAUCCAGUCCAACUCCUUUAUUACUUCUUUUAUUUAUUAUAUUAUAUUGUAUUACAAUUUGAAUCUGAACACACUCAAAUGCAAUCUUUAAGAAACGAUCUAUGAAACACACUUGAAACUCCCACAACACCUAGUUCAGCACAUUGCAAUUGCUACAAGAGGCAGAAAAAUCAACCGGUGGUCCACCAAUAUUGUACCACCAGCAAUUUCAGGUGGUCCAUGGGGGAAAAUCUUUGGAAGCUGCCGUAAUAAGUGUAUUCUAACCACAUAGCUGUUGCAGAAAAUCUGUGGACUGAUGUGAUUUUACUCUUGAAUCUUCGCAGAAUAGCAGACCCAUGGAUUAAGUUGUGAGAACUUGUAAUUUGUGGUACUUGGAUGGUUUUGCUCAUCACAGGUGACUAAGUGUGUAGCUACUUAUGAGUCUGCAGUAAGUAGUCUAAUUUCAGACUGAAUUUCAAGGUAGCUGCAGUACUUCUGAGAUCAGCACCAAUCAAUAGAUUUGAAUUCACAAUCUGGAUCUUGUUCUAUAAUACAGCUUUAUAAGAUGAUCCCUGACUGUUUCCACUUGAUGGAGCUUGAAGCAUUACAGAGUCAUCUGAACGAGAGACUGACAUUAGAUAAAGGCUUUUAAUGCCAGUCUCUGAUUAUCAGUACAGCAACAAUGAUGCUGACUUUCCUUACAGAAAGACGUUUCAGAAUGCCAUAGACACUCCUGACUUGCUUUGAUUAAUCAUUCUCUUACUAUCUGUUGGCAGCUUAGUCAACUUCUGUUGGCAGCUUGGUCAACUUCACUGAUAGAUGUGUCACAACUUGAUUCAUUAAGGGCUAGAGGCAAAUGUAUCUUAUUUCUUUCUGGUAGUUGGGUAGGACAAGGUACACUGACCUCAAGUAGCACCACACUCCUUGGCUGAAGGAGAAGUCAAAGUUCACUGCCUUUCAGUUCAAACUGAACAUCCCCGGGUUGUGCAAAUGAUAGAUAGGAAUGAAUGCUGUUUAUUUUGGACCAGGGUGUUUAUUGCAAGGUGCUCUGCUAAGUGGGAAGCUCACACUGAAAGUAAACUGCGACAUCUUAAUAGCAUUCUUUGCUAAAAAUGCAAGUUGCAGCCCAAGAUGGAUUGGAUUUUUGUGGUGCUUUCUCAGGAAGAGAUGGGCAAGCCCAGCUUUACAUCUGAACAUUAGCUGACUGAUGAAAAGGAAAAGGAGGAGCCUUGGGAAGAGGAUAUGGGAAAGUCUGGAAUAUGUGGUGAUAAGUGAAUUCUGGAAACCAGCCCUGCUGCUGUAAAAUGCUGGUAAUUUCAAAAACUGCCUCAUUCACCUGAGACUUAUGCUUCCAGUGUCUUAUCCAAGGAGGGAAAUCACGUAGGCAUGGGCAUCAAAUUCACAUGGAGCACACAUCACUCUCAACUCUUUGGACUUCACCCUGGAUAUGGGAAAAAACUUUGCACAUACCCUCCACCUUCCAAAGCUACUUGUUAAUUACAGUGGUACCUCAGGUUACAUACACUUCAGGUUACAUACGCUUCAGGUUACAGACUCCACUAGCCCAGAAAUAGUACCUCGGGUUAAGAACUUUGCUUCAGGAUGAGAACAGAAAUCGUGCUCUGGCGGCCCGGCGGCAGUGGGAGGCCCCAUUAGCUAAAGUGGUGCUUCAGGUUAAGAACAGUUUCAAGUUAAGAACGGACCUCCGGAACAAAUUAAGUACUUAACCCGAGGUACCACUGUACUUAUAUAACUGAUUUCCUUCAAAGCAACACAUUUUUACAAAAGCAAAUGAAAUACUUGGUAUCAGGCUAGGGAUGUCAGAGAAUUCUGAAGAAAAUAGGAGCAGAAAUUGCCAAAGUUCAUUUAUUCAUCUAUGUCCGGCAUGCAAAUCAAUCCAGUGAAUCUGAUUGGUAUUCACAAUUGUUUUCAGUCCAUAAAUUAUGUGUACUUGACGACUCCUACCCUCCAAUCUGCACUGAAUCUUCUUUUUACUGAAACAAUGUGGCCUAAUGUCAGAAUAAUGCAGUUAAUUAUGUAGAAUUUUACCACCAUGGGCAGAAUGGAAAUCGAUGCCUUCUUACAUUCCUAACUGAGACUGAGCAACGAUUUGCAAAGAAUCUCUGCUUCAAACCAGUCAACUGUCCCAACAGCAAGGUGACCCCACCAUGCAUCCAAAUGGUAUAUAAGCUGUGAUUUUUUAAUUGAUUAAUGUACCACUUAAUCAAAGGGCUCAUUAAAACGGUAGAUAAAAUACAGCUAAAACCUACAAAACUAUUUUUUUAAAAACCCCAAAUAUACAUAAAAUCUUUGAAACACAGAUAGCACCAGUAAAACUUUUAAAACAAAUGUAGGUAGCUAUGCUAUGUUUGAGUAAGGUUGCUGAACUAGAAAGGUUUUCUCCAGUUGUCUAAAACAAGGUAACAAAGACACGGAACUAGUGGAAUUUAGUAAAUUUCAUCCUGUUGAUUAUCUUACUAGUUUAAAUCAUAAUUAGUAGUUAAAGGGGGCAGAAACAAACAUGCAUCACACAGAUAUUCUGUCUGUUUUCCCUUUCCCUUCCAGCAAUGAAGUUGGUUUAUUGGUUAAAAUUAGUAAGGUAGAAGCCUAGCCCUGCCUUGAUGUCAUCUGUAUGACUCAUCAACAGGAUAGCAUGUUAACCCUCCACCGUAGGGUGUGGUACUCUAAGAAUAGUGACAGAACUUGACUCCAGCAACAACAGCUAUUACAUGACUCUCUCUAGUUGACUGAAGUGUCACAGUGGCAGCACUGAGGAGAGAAAGAAGAAGAAAAGACUUGCAUAUCAAUAGUGUGUGUGGGGGGGAACGAAAAGGAAAUACAAAACAGAGCUCUUCCUGUCCUCAGUGGAGAACAUUAUAAUGUUAACUCUAUGGCAGUAUCCACAGGACCUUGGGAGUUAUAGUUCUGCACAGAGGGCAAGGAAUCUCUAACAGAAUUCUUGACAUCCUUAGCAUUCUGUAAAAAAAGUGAAAGUUGAUUAGCUCGGGGGGGGGCAAGUUAUUGAGCCUUUUAAAAAAAGUUUUACCUAUUUUUAAGGAGAUUUGCCAAAAUCUAGACUUCCAACAUCAGUUGCCAUACGUCCGGAUUUUCCUGGACAUUUCAGCGAUUUCCGCCCAGACACUGCUUCCGGCUAUAGUAUUCUGGCUAUAUCUGGGAAAUUCCGGACAUAGGGCAACCCUAGUUGAAGUGAAAGAUGCCAGAAGAGAAAGCAAGCAGUCAGAGGCUGCUGUCUGGCCAGGCAACCCAUCACCACUGGGAUCUGGCUAGGCUAGCAGCUGGCUAGAGUGCCAGGCCUGGUUUUAGCCACCCACCAACUGAAGCUGAAACUCUGUUACUGGAUCACAAGACAUUGCUACAGGCUCCGUAAAAUCUCCCAGGACUUGAGAGUGCUUCUCUGUGGUGCCAGCAAGUAAGGACAGACUGCUGGCAGUCCUGGGGGAGGGUGGUAGCAGGUGCCCCUGCUGCCCCUGGUAAAUUGGCUUGCCAUGACCCUGAGAAUGCUUCUUUCGCUAAAGAGAGAAAUUUGGAUAUGAAGCAGGGAUUUUAAGUGGGUGGGGAGAAACUGAGGACAGAGUGGUGGGGAACUGCAACAAACCUUUGGAGUGUGAUUUACUACUCUGCAGGAUACUCCAUUCCACCCCAGACCCUGUGAUCAUCACCUGAGGACCUUCUUUGUUUUCCUCCUCUGAGAGAAGUCUGGAGGGUGGAAACAUGAGAGACUUUUCUGAGGUGGUUCCCCACUUGUGGAACACCUCCCCCUCAGCAGGCUUGCCUGGCGCCUUCAUUACAUAUCUUUAGGUGCCAGGCAAAAACAUUCCUCUUCUCGUCCUUUGGCUAAUUAAACAACCUAUGGCCUUUAAAACUGAGUUUGUGAGGGGUAUUAUUUUUGUUUGUUAUGUGUUCUUAUACUGUAACAUUUAUGUGUUCUUAUAUUGUAAAUGACUCUGUGAUCCUUGGAUGAAGGGUGGAAGAGAAACUAACAACAACAACAACAACAACACAUAAGAAACAAGCAGGGAUUAAAGAUCUACAUUGGGAACAACUGUCUCUAUAUAUCUUGCUGCCUGAGGCUGUUACCUCACCUUGCUUCAUAGAUGGGGUGGCCCUGAGUUUAGUUGCCUUUUAUACAUGGAGUGGAGCAUCAUAUUAUCCAUUACCAGCAAAAUAUCUUGGAGAUGCUUACUUUUAUACACCUUCAGUUGAGACCUAGGUUGCUUCCAAGCAUGUGCUCAGCUCUAGAAUUUGUUUUCAGGAUCAAAACUCAUCUCACUCCAUGCUUGGUUUCCCUCUCAGUUGUCUUACUUUUUGGCAAUUCCCCCCCCCCCAGAGGCUUUUGAUGUUGUUAAACGGAUAUGAGUAAAACUAAAAAUCCACCUCUUGAUGAUCUACUGCAAACCACCUCCAAGAUCUACCAGUAGAUCACAAUUUUCCUUCUUCUGAGCUUUGGGAAAGCAGACAGACUGUUAGAAUUAGCAUAUAAAAUGUAUUCAGAAAUUGGCCGUGGCUUCCUGUGAAAAUAAUGUUUCCUUGUAUAUUGAUUAUCCCUGGAGUACAGCUGGGUUGACUCUAAGCCUGCAUGUGAGACAAUUACAAAGCCCCCAGCCUUGCCUCCAUUUUCAGAUGUUAAUCUAAAGUUACUCCCUUCCAUUUUAAUAACUUUUACUGCUGGAUUCCAAAUUCCUCCUCAUUGAAUUACAGAUUUUAUAGUGGCCUAUUUAACAUCACUGACACAGCUCACAUGAUUUUAGAAAAUGGCCAGACUGGGGUAGAAAAGAGUAAACAAUCUCCAACAACUCAGCUGUAGAAUAAUAAUAAGAUUUUAAAUUAGAAUCAGUUGGCUACUUUAAACUGAGGAAUAGAACGGGCAUAUGCUUUCCUGUUACAUCAGUUCAUAUUAAUGUUUUAAAACUUUCCAAAUGUGAUGUUACCCUCUUGCCUCUUGUAAAUGAAAUAAAAGAGCUACAGAAAGCAGAGGAAAAUUUAACAAUGUCUCGGUCCAGAGAUGCUUUACAGAUGAAGUCUCUGAUGUACAUACAGUGUCCCUUACUUACAAGACUCCAGUCGUACCUCGGAAGUCAAACGCCUUCAAGUCGAACAUUUGGGCUCCCAAAUGCUGCAAGCCUGGAAAUGAGUGUGAACAUUCUUUGGAACCCGAACGUCCAACGCGGGUUCCGCAGCUUCCGAUUGGCUGCAGGAGCUUCUGCAGGACUUCUGGAGCAGAUUCCAUUCGACUUCCGAGAUACUACUGUAUUCUCAUUCAUUUUAGUUGAUGGGAAAGCUCUGUGAGCCUAUCAUUUGGAUGCAAAAGUCUCCUCUAUGCAUCUUUGUAUUAUUGAACUUGCACACGGAGUUUGUAGCAAAACAGCACCCUUUAUGACAAUGCACAUAAGGGAGGUGUCAGAAGGUUUGGGGGAUUCACAAAUUGUGCAGACGUAUAAAAUAUUCAAUGGGGGAAGAAACCCUAAUGGAGUCAAAACAGCAGAAGAGGCCCAAUAAGGACUAAGGCUGUGUACACACACCAGAGUUUAGUCUGUAUCCAGUGUACUCUGCAUGUUGGUUUGUUCCUUGUCAGUUUUGUACACAUGAUGUCAAACUCAAUCCAAAUAUAUCCUGUUUGAUUCUAUGAGUUGCUGAGUUUUGUUUUUUCACAAGCCAGGGUUGAUGCAAAGAGAGAUUUUAAAACGGAAUGAAUUUACACUUCAACCCACAUAUGUGUGAUGUGCAUGUGAACAGUACGUUUUUCCAGUGGUUGUCCCCUACUGUGGUGACAUUGCAGUGAGUGUACACCACAGUGGAGCAUUCCACUUCCUUUCUGUGUCAACUUAGUUUCUACUUUACCAGUGGGGUGCUGGCAGAGAUUUACAUUUAAACAAUUAAAAGGGGGGAGAAUAACAUUGUUUUCUGAAAGUCUAGUAUAUUGGAAAAUUUGUACCUCAAGAUAUAUAUAUAUAUAUUUUUAAUGGCUGUGCAGAGAAAUACCUGCAUGCAUGUACACAAUGACUACUUACCCAGUCCUGGGGUGGGUGGCAGUUGCAGCCUGUCACAACGGGUCAUGACCUCCAGGAGCAACGGUGGGAUGGGUGACCAACAGUUUGGAAAUCCUCAUUCUGGACGCAGAGUAGGACGAUAGUUCUUGCCAGUCCCAAUUUUAAAUCCUGGGUCUUGGGGGCAGGCCUUGGUCCCAUGAUUGACCCUGUCAGGCCUGCCUCCACUAGGAGACUAAGGAGGGAUACAAACCCAAUGCUUAAGCCAAAUCCUAUCUACUUCUGGAAUCAAUAAAGUUGUGGCCAAUUUCAAAUCCGAGAACGUUGUCCUUGUCCAGUUUGCUCACCUUAGACCAGGCCUUGCUGCCAGGGGAGGGGUCACUGCGAAUGGGACCACAAUGGGGCAUGGAAAUGCUAAUUGAGGGAGGGAGCAGAGAAAACCGCUGUGAGCUACUUGCAAAGUGAUGUGAACAACGCUAAGCAAUGCAUCCGGCAGCGUUGUGAGAAACCCGGAGUCCCAGUAAGGACAACAGAACGCUGAAUGGCUGUUCAGAGGGGGGAAGCGGAAAACUGAGGAGUGGAGGAAAUGAUACUUCUGAUAGGGUGAAAAGGAGGACAGAGUUCCCACCCUUUUAAUGCUUGUAUUAAAAAAAGGGAAUUUCAGCUGGAGCAGCUUACAUGAUAAGCUGCUGGAAUUGCACCGCAAAGGUGGAGGAGCCCUGCCCUCUUCACUGGGGAGAAUGCCAAAUGGGUGAGCCCAGAGAAGAGGGCCGGUGGCGGUGCUGCUACUGUGGUUGUUAAAGGUGAUGGCUCUUUCUAGCACCCAGGAUAAACCCUGAGCUAAAGCUGUGUGACAUUUUUAGCCGAAAAUGCUUUUGGUUUCCCACUGAGGCAGUUGUCAAUUAUUUGUGCUAAGUGGAUCUAUCCCAGAGGGACUAAUUACGCUGCUCUUUUCUCAGACAUAACUGGUAAAUGCAGGUUCAUGGUAUUCCCUUGUUAGAUGUGUAAAAAAAAAGGGGGGGAGAUGUUCCAAAAAAACUUUGGGAAAUAGAAAACAAGCCUGGAUGAUUGCCUUGGAGAGUUAAGUGACAGCUCUUCCUUUGAUCUUUCUCUUGUUUCUAAAAGCUCCUGAUUUGAUGUAGGUACUGUGCUGUUAACAGAGGUCAUUAAGAUAAAGGUCCUCUUCACAUGUUCAACCAGCUGUGUGGGAAAUGCUUGCUGCUGGUGCUGUGUACAACCAACCUCAUAACUAUCUUCCAUCUGAUUGGCAGCCCUCCAGAAGGGAAGUUGCUGAUUGGCUAGGAAAACCAUAUGUGAGCUGCUCUUCCCACAUGGAUGCUUUACACACAGAGACACACAGGAGCAAUACUGUGAUAGCACUGGUGGAAAUAAGCUCCCUCAAGGCUGGGUGAAUGUGUGAAGCUGAACAAUAAGCUCUCAAAACCUUGGGUUCUCAGCUCCCCUAAAACAGGAAUAGAGAAUCUAUGGCCCUCCAGAUGUUGUUGGGCAGUAAACUCAUUUAGAUUAUCUGAGGGCAUUCUACUCAUGGCACCAGAUCCUACAGAAUAUCAUAGGGCGGUGAUAUGAAAAUAGGCUUUUUUCUGCUUUUGUUCCUGUACUAUGGAAUACUCUUCCCUCAGCCAUGUAUAAAAUGGCAACCACCAGUUGCUUCAGACAUCUUGUAGAGAUAUAUCUGUUUGCUCAGGCUUUCCUUGACCUAGAAGAUUGAACCAUGUUUGAAUCCCUUGAAUUCCUAAUUUGUUUUUAUAUGCUGAUAUGCUGCUGUUUUAUUGGUUUUGGGUUGUAUUUUUGUUCUAAUGACGCCAGUGGUUUUUACAUGGCACAAUGCUUAGAGAUUUGUAAAACAUGAAGCAGUUUAUCAAUGCUUUUAAGUAAAAUAAGCAUCAGACCAUUCACCAUACUGGUUGGGGCUGGUGGAAGUUAGAGUCCAACAACAUCUGGGCAACCAGAUGUUUCUUAUCCAAGUCCUAAAGGAAGCAUUAGCAUCCUGUAAUCAGCUCCUCAUCCCCCAAACCAGUUGCUUGUCUGAAUGGAACCAGUAACAUUUGACCAAUUGGCUCUGGGACACAGCUAUUAUUUAUGAUGUUUUUGAAAAGCAGGUAAAACAUGGAUUUCUAAUAAGUGAUAGAGCAUUGGUCCUUGGCAGCAUCACUAGGUAGGGUUGGGAAACAAUUUCGGCCUAAAAAAGAGAAGACCUGCUUCCAUAAGUGUACUGUAGUCAAUACUGAGCUAGGUAGACCAACAGUCCGAAUCAGUAGAAGGCAUUUUCCUGUUUUCUUAAGUAGAGACCUGAGUGAGAACUGUCUCAGUGUAUUUGAAUCAGAGAUCUUGUUAUAAAACAUUUUAAAUUGUCUUAGCAAUUAUGUUAUCAUAAUGGCAAUUUUAUAAAUUUAUAAAUAUAUCAUGAAGAAUAAGAUAUUAUUAUAGGGUCUUACAUUACUUUCAAAACUGCAUUUUUCUCUUGUGCAGAUUCCUUGAAGCCAGCUAGGCGAGACACUUUAGGGCCAUAAUUUUAACCAUCAGCUUAUUUGGGGUCUGAUACACUGUAGCAUAAUCUUUGUAGAAGUGUUUCAAUUUGGAGCAAUUUUCUUUAAAAACACCAAGAUGACUUUGCUAGGCACUUUUUUUUACUUUACAAUCACUUGAGUUUUGUUACAGUAAAGCAGUUUUUGUGUGGCUGACUUCUAUUCUGAAGGGCAUUCUCAGUUUAUGCCAGCACCAUACACCUACACACGAAUAUUUUAAACCAUUGUUAUUCAUAUAAAACACACAAAGUUUUAUAGGUCCAAACAAGCAAAGCAAGAAUUCUGUGCCUUAAAAGAAGCAACAUUCACUUGUGUUGUCUCCCUCCCUUUUCCCAUUGUAGGUAAAAUAAAAUGCAUCCUUUGUAAUUUCAUAUGAUCAGUGCUACAGACUGGUGAUGUUCCAAGUAUUCACUUAGGCAAAGCUGUGUGCCUUUUCUAGGUAACACGAUAAUCUGUGUCAUUAUCUGUAGAGCUGUCAUCAUGUGCGAGCAACAAGCAGGUGGCACUUGAAUCCUUCAGCGGAAUAAAAAAAUAUAAUAGAAUAGGUUUCAAGACAAUGAAUCCACUUAGUCCUAGAGGUCUAAUGUGGCUUUGGUUAUGAUAUGCCUCCUGAUGUUGCUGAACUACAACUCCCAUCAGCCCAGACCACAGGACACAAUGGCUGGGAUAGAUGGAUGUUGGAGUCCCAAUGCAUAGGAAUGGCCACCGGGCCACUAUCUCUGUCCUAGAAGUAAGUUUAAGAAUUAAAUGUUGUGGACUGUUUUAUAGGGUUGCCAUACAUCUGGGACGCGGGUGGCGCUGUGGGUUAAACCACAGAGCCUAGGACUUGCCGAUCAGAAGGUCGGUGGUUCGAAUCCCCGUGACGGGGUGAGCUCCCGUUGCUCUGUCCCUGCUCCUGCCAACCUAGCAGUUCAAAAGCACGUCAAAGUGCAAGUAGAUAAAUAGGUACCACUCCGGCGGGAAGGUAAAUGGCAUUUCCAUGUGCUGCUCUGGUUCGCCAGAAGGGGCUUAGUCAUGCUGGCCACAUGACCCGGAAGCUGUAUGCCGGCUCCCUCGGCCAAUAAAGCGAGAUGAGCGCCGCAACCCCAGAGUCGGCCACAACUGGAUCUAAUGGUCAGGGGCCCCUUUACCUUUACCUAUACGUCUGGGAAAUCACAGACAUGUCUUGGGGGGGGGCAGCAUGCCCAUGGGGGGAUUUUAAAAUUUAAAAUGAAAUGUCAGGUUUUUGGGGGGGUUUAUUCAUUUUUUAAUUUUUUUUGCUUGGGCUUGGGCUCGGGUGUGGGUGGCGUGGGUUGCUCUGCAUGCCACAGAAGCUGCCAACCCGAGCCAGAAAAAGAGGUGCAUGGGUUCAGUGGCCCCGUGUGCCUUUUUUCCCUGGCUCAGGCCAGCAGCGCCUUGGGCUGCCAUCUUUUUUGCUCUUCAAGAUAUGGCAACCCUACUGUUUAGAACCCCAGCAUAGGAUUUUACCAUUUGCAAUAAAGUGCUCCUGAUCUUCUUUGAAAAUCAAUGCAUCCAUCAUUUUCUUUUAAACUGUCACUUCUUAAAUUAUAUCCCAUUGAAUGAUGAUAACUUAUUUUCCCCAGUGAAAUGUUCAGAAAUCUAUCUUCCUCAUCUCAUAGGAUGCUUAAGUGCUUUUACAAAAUUAUCCAUAAAACCUUCUGGUUGAACAAACAAAUAAAUGAAUUUCUGUUGAAUUUCUGCAUUGUAAAAGUUCUAACAUCUAUUCUCUUCUCUCAUUUUGCUAUUCUGAAGUAUUUUCCAUUAUAGGUAAAAUGCAUUCUUAGUAGUUCAGUAUGAUAAAUGACUUUUUGAUGUUUCAAAUAGUCACUUAGGCAAAGUGCCUAGCUUUUUUAGGUAACACAAUAUUCUGUCUCAUUGCAGAGCUGCUACGUGCAAGCAGUGAGCAGGUAGAACUUUAAUAUUUCAAAAAAUUGAAAGGAAAUAAAAGGAUAGAUUUUAAAACUUUGACAAUACAGAACAUUCAAGUGCUGUCUAAGUAUGUUUCAUUCGAUUUAUUUGUUCACCAGAAUUUUUUUAUGGAUAACUCUGUGAAAGCCCUUAAGCCUUCUAUGGACUGAAAUAUGUCAAUUGCUGAAUAUUUAAACCAAGAAAGAUAGGUUAGCAUCAUUCAAUGGGAUACAAUUUAAGAAGCAAUACUUAAAAAGAAAACCAUUUUUGCACUAUCUUGCAAAGAUAAUCAUAAGCGCCUUAUUGCAAAUGUUAAAAGAGAGGACUACAAAAUACUGGGAUUAAAACAGGACACAACUUUCAUUUGACUUCAAAAAUUAUUACUGUGGCUCUUUAGAUAUUGUUGUCUCCAAUUCCAAUCACUCCCUGCUAUCAUGGCCUGUGGUCUGGGAUGAUGGGAAGAAGAAGAGUUUGGAUGUGAUAUCCCUUUUUAUCACUACCCUAAGGAGUCUCAAAGCAGCUAACAUUCUCCUUUCCCUUCCUCCCCCACAACAAACACUUUGUGAGGUGAGUGAGGCUGAAAGACUUCAGAGAAGUGUGACUAGGCCAAGGUCACCCAGCAGCUGCAUGUGGAGGAGCGGAGAAGCGAACCCAGCUCAGCAGAUUACAAGUCCACCGCUCUUUACCACUACACCACACUGGGAGUUCAACAACAUCAGGAGGGACACCAUAACCAAAGCCACAUCAAACCUCCAGGAUAAGUGGAUUCAUUGUAUUCUAUAUAAUGGAUCCAGCAUAUUUAAUAUUGGGAAGAUAAAGGUUUUAAUUAUCUUAACAGUUUCAUAUAAAUAUCUUGCCUAGUGAAAAUCUUUUGCUGACACCUCUGGCCCAUGACUUUAGGAAGCAGCCAUUUUGCCUUUAACAAUGUCACAUUUUAGCAACUGGAUGUAGCUGAACAAGCUGAGCCUUUGUGUCCCAAAUUCUUCCUAUGCCCACACAAACUGCCUACUCCUAGAAUAUCCCAUUAAUGGAAUCUCUAGCUAGAAAUAUAUUAAUUCCCUAAGACACAGGCAUAAAUCUACAGCAUUAUUUUAUUUGGUUCCCCCCGCCCUCUUGUAAAUAGCAACCCAUACAACAUGGAGAACAGACUGAGGCAAGAAAUGUGAGAGACAGUUCCUCCUUUAAUUUCCUUUACAGAGAACAGGUAUGAAGUCUUUUUGAAUGUAAUGGCCUAUUGUAUAUUUUAAAAAACAUUCUAGGACUUGAACACUGCUGUAGGUAUAAUGCUGUUCUGUUAGGAUGUUAAAUUUUUUAAUCAUUGUAUUGGUACUCCUGGUAUAAAUGUUUCAUGUCUAAGAUGGAAAUCCCCAUAGCAUAGCUAGAGGAAGCAAGCCCCUUUUGAACUCACAGUGGCUUGCUUCCAGGUAGAUAGGCUUAAGAUGAGGCUUUAAAUGUUGUGCUGGUUUUAUGCAGUGGGUUCUGAAUACAGAUUUUUAUUUUGGAUGCCUGUUCACAUGCUACCCAUUUGCAGAUGCAGAUAAGUCCGUUCACCCCUUUUGGUGCAGCAGCAUUGCAGGAUGGCAAAGGCUUUACUAGAGCCCUGAGGGGGGAACUGGAACAGUGGUGCCCUUCCUGAUAAGCGGUGGGGGCUUAUCAGGAACUGGAUCCUGGCCUGCACCCAGCUUUGUCUAAUGGGGAUGCGGCUGGGGACUUGGGCUGUGCCAGGGGGCAGAGCCGACGGAGCAGGUAGGCUUCCUUCGGAUCUGCCCCUUGCCCAUUUAAGCAACCCACCCCUGAGGCACUACCUGUUUGUUCCUUCGCCAGAUUUUUCCCCUGCCCACCCACCCUCAGUUUAAGCUUAUAGUCAAUGACUUUGCUGUGGCUACGGUGGUCGCCGUUCUUUAAGGGGGCCAGGUAGAAAUUUCCCCACUGGGCUAAUUGCCACUGACCCGGUGGUUUUGCCUACCUAAUAGCAAUCGUCACAACUGGUUGAGCAUGGGGGCAAUCCUGCCCCUCCAUCCAAAUGUUGGGGUAUCCCGUUAAAGGGAUCCGGGGGGAGUGGCCAUGUCUGUGUGCUUGGGGGUGGGGCAGGGCCGAAGCAACUCCCUCAGAAGAAGGUCCCUGAGGGGGCUCACCCUAUUUGAUGUAAGUCUCAGGAACCCCCAUCUGGAUUGACCACGCCUCACUUCCAGCAGGCAGGCUGGAAGUAUUUUGAUUGCCCCAUGCCCAAGCCAAGCCUCUUUCAUCUGUAUUCAUCUGUGGUGACUACGCGGGGCCAAAUAUGUGGACUACAAAACUUAAAUCGAUUCCCUAUAUCUGUGCCACGUGUUGCUGGCUAGAACACCCUGCAGUUCCAGAUGGUGAGGCUUUGGGAAAACUUCUUCAUGCUCCAGAUAACCCCAAAUGAGAGUGAUCUGAAUGGACCCGUAAAAAUGUAAAAUUGUAGCAUGUGGGCCUGAUAGUUCUGUGAAAUCCUUAGCUUGGUGCCCUCCAAGUGACUGACAGCUAUGUCAGCCAUUGGUACUUCCCCAGAGGAGUGUGUCAAAUCAACGUCUUGCAGUACUAAGCAGUACCGAACUCACUCUCCUGCCUUUUCUGCCUGUAUCCCUGACAUUUUGAGAUUAACAUCUCACGCUGAUGGGUGAUGUGAGUUUAUGUCUGUGUACACACUACCAGCUUAAAACACAGCUAGGUGCUUCUUUUUCUCAAUUCAGAUCAGUAAUAAUUUUUUAUUUAUAUGCUGCCCAUCUGACUGAGUUUCCCCGACCACUCUGGGUAGCAGUAUGUGCACGGCCUAUAUCUCAAGAAAUGUGGUGUUCUCUAAUUUACCACAAGACUGCUAUUGAGUUCCCCUGUGUUUACAAAUUUGUGAUAGACUGUUGCCACACAUAUCCUGCCCCAUAUUUUUUUUUUACCAGCUGCUAUGGAGGCCAAGCAUUUUUAUUGCUUUCUGUACACAUACAAGCAAACACAAGAAUUAUAUAAUAUCUGUGGGACAACUCUCUCCACAUAAUUAGUAGUUAGAAGGACUCAGUUUUAGUAUAACACAUCUUGAAAGUCUGUGGGUGUUCUAUAAUCAGCAGUUCUUAAGGGAGAAAGGCACCAGAGUCGUGGAAGGAAGCUUACAUUACACUUAUAUCGAAAACAGAGACUGAAAAGACACAGCUCAAGAACUACCGCCCCAUAUUGCUGCUAAAUGUGGAUUAUAAAAUUUUUGCAGAUAUUCUGGCUAAAAGAUUUAAAAAGGUGUUAGUAGAAGAAAUUCACAAAGAUCAAGCGGGCUUUCUCCCGGGCAGACAUUUGUCUGACAAUAUGAGGAAUAUAAUUAAUAUUCUAGAAAAACUUUAAGUGAAUAUCAAUUCUAAGGCUGUCUUGAUAUUUGUGGAUGCGGAGAAAGCCUUUGACAACAUCUCCUGGAGCUUUAUGAAGAAGAAUUUGCAGGGGACGGGGGUAGGUCAAGGUUUUGAAAAUGGUAUAGGUGCAAUUUAUUCAGAACAAAAGGCAAAAUUAAUUGUGAACAAUGUAGUGACAGAAGAGUUUAAGACUGAGAAAGGGACACGACAAGGUUGCCCAAUUUCUCCACUGCUCUUUAUAUCGGUCCUUGAGGUUUUGUUAAACAUGAUAAGAAAGGACCAAGAGGUCAAAGGUAUACAAGCGGGAGCGAAACAGUAUAAACUGAAAGCAUUUGCUGAUGAUUUAGUAUUGACCUUACAGGAGCCAGAAUCCAGUACAAAAAGAGUAUUGGAACUGAUUCAAGAAUUUGGACAAGUAGCAGGUUUUAAGCUGAAUAAGACGAAAACUAAGGUCUUAGAGAAAAAUUUAACUGUGAACGAGAGAGAGAAGUUUCAGGAAGAGACAGGACUAACACUGGUUAAGAAAGUGAAAUACUUAGGGGUUAACAUGACUGCCAAAAAUGUGAAUCUAUUUAAGGAUAAAUAUGAAAAAUGUUGGAUUGAAGUGAAAAAGGAUUUAGAAAUAUGGUCAAAUUUGAAGUUAUCAUUGUUAGGCCGAAUUGCUGUGAUAAAAAUGAACGUGUUGCCAAGGGUGUUGUUUUUGUUUCAAACAUUACAAAUUUUGGAUAAGAUGGAUUGUUUCAAGAAGUGGCAGAAAGAUAUUUCCAGAUUUGUUUGGCAGGGCAAGAAGCCUCGAAUAAAAUUUAAGAUAUUAACUGAUGCUAAAGAAAGAGGUGGAUUUGCCCUGCCAGACUUCAAACUUUAUUAUGAAUCAGCGGCUUUUUGCUGGCUGAGAGAAUGGCUGCUUCUUGAAAACACUGACGUGUUGGAUUUAGAAGGUUUCAAUAAUGCAUUUGGUUGGCAUGCAUAUUUGUGGUACGAUAAGGUAAAAGUACAUAAAGCGUUUAAAAAUCAUAUUGUUAGAAAAGCAUUGUUUAAUGUUUGGAUAAGAUAUAAAGAUUUGUUAGAAAAGAAAACCCCAAGAUGGUUGUCACCAAUGGAAGCGAAGGCACAGAAAAAACUCAAUAUGGAGGCCAAAUGGCCGAAAUAUUGGGAAAUUCUGGAUCAAGAUGGAGACAGAAUAAAAUUGCAGAGCUUUGAAAAAUUGAAAAAUAAAGUGUGAGAUUAUUAUCAAAUAAUGGAGGCAUAUAAUUUGGACAAAAAAGUUGAUUUCCAGGUGGAAAAAUCAAAAUUGGAAACAGAAUUGUUAGAUUCCAAAACUAAGAAUUUGUCAAAAAUGUAUAACUUGCUGUUGAAAUGGAACACUCAGGAUGAAACGGUGAAAUCAGCUAUGAUUAAAUGGGCACAAGAUGUUGGACAUAGCAUAAUGAUGGGAACAGUUAUGGACCACAGGUAUGAAAUUCACGGCAUGUAAUGCCCUAAGAGAAAAUUUAAUGAAAAUGAUUUAUAGGUGGUACAUGACACCAGUCAAGCUUGCAAAAAUUUACCAUUUGCCCGACAAUAAAUGUUGGAAAUGUAAUGAGACUGAAGGUACAUUCUUUCACCUUUGGUGGACAUGCCCAAGGAUUAAGACAUUCUGGGAGAUGAUUUAUAACGAAAUGAAAAAGGUAUUCAAAUAUACCUUCCUGAAGAAACCAGAGGCCUUUCUCCUGGGCAUGGUCGGCCAAUUGGUGCCAAAGAAGGAUAGAACUUUUUUAUGUAUGCAACAACAGCAGCAAGAAUACUCAUCGCGAAGUAUUGGAAGACACAAGAUUUACCCACCCGGGAAGAAUGGCAGAUGAAGUUGAUGGACUAUAUGGAACUGGCGGAAAUGAUUGGCAGAAUCCGAGACCAGGGAGAAGAGUCGGUGGAAGAAGACUGGAAAAAGUUUAAAGACUAUUUACAGAAAUACUGUAAAAUUAAUGAAUGUUAGAAAAAUGUUGGAAUGAAGUUAUAUGGCUUUAGUAGAAAAGUUAUAAGGAAUUAAGUAUAAAUAGAUUAAUAGAGUAUUAAAGGAAAAAAUAAGGUUAGAAUGAGUUAAGAUAAUUAUAGGAUAGAAAACAGAGGAAGAUGGAAAGGAAUUGCUGAAAUAAUUAACAGAAGUGGAAUACAAAAAGGGAGGUGUGAGAAGGUCGUGGAAAUAAGUGAAUGAAAGAUGGGAUAAUGAAAUUGUUUGAUUUAUUUUAUUGCUUUUGUUUCGUUUUGUUAGUUUAAUGUAUUGUAUUGUCUUUUUAGUGUUUAAAUUUUUGGAAAAGCAAUAAAUAUUAUUUUAAAUAUAUAUAUAUAUAAUCAGCAGUUCUUUUCAUGAAAAGUUUCUUGAUCAUGUUGAGUAUUUAAAAAAUAAAAAAAUCAGUUUGGGGCCAUAGAGUAUUCUUCUGCUAAGCUGCAUAGGAAUGUUGAGUUGGCUCUGGCUAUGUAGCCUCAACUGUAAAACUGCAUUCUUUUUACAAGGUAAUGAAAGCAUCUAACUGAAGGCUUUAUUUGCUGAGGGAGAGCUUGGCUUAACAUUUUCCAAUAUGCCAGUGGUUAAACUGAUGAGAUAAUUUAAAAUGAGUCAUAUGUCUCUCUUGUAAAAUGGUGCUGCUAAUUGCAAAAGCAUGGAGUGAAUCCUUUCUAUCUGUUUAGUGUGCUUAUAAAACGGAGUAUUCCCACUGGAAGCAUAAAUGCUGAUCUGAUUAUGGCACCACCCCCACAAUUGAAACUUUAGAUUGACUAGUAAAAUCCUGUGGUGUGUGCUGCAGGAAAAGUGGGGGGGGGGGGGAGAGAGAGAUAAAAAGAAAGUAUUGUGGACUGCUUGAACUGUUCCAUCUCCAUUUACUUGCUUUUCUACCUAUGCUUCUAAAAGACAGACGAACAGCAACAAAAACGAACCAUUACUUUUCCAGUUCACAGUAGUAAUAAUAAUAAUAAUAAUAAUAAUAAUAAUUUAUUUAUACCCUGCCCAUCUGGCUGAGUUUCGUCAGCCACUCUGGGCGGCUCCCAAUCAAGUGUUAAAAACAGUACAGCGUUAAAUAUUAAAAACUUCCCUGAACAGGGCUGCCUUCAAAUGUCUUUUAAAGAUAGGAUAGCUGCUUAUUUCCUUCACAUCUGAAGGGAGGGUGUUCCACAGGGUGGGUGCCACUACCGAGAAGGCCCUCUGUCUGGUUCCCUGUAACCUCACUUCUCGCAAUGAGGGAACCGCCAGAAGGUCCUUGGCGCUGGAUCUCAGUGUCUGGGCUGAACGAUGGGGGUGGAGAUGCUCCUUCAGGUAUACAGGACCAAGGCCGUUUAGGGGUUUAAAGGCCAGCACCAACACUUUGAAUUGUGCUCAGAAACGUACUGGGAGCCAAUGCAGAUCUCUCAGAACCGGUGUUAUGUGGUCCCGGCGGCUACUCCAAGUCACCAGUCUAGCUGCCGCACAUGGCAGGAGCUUGGGGAAAACAUAGUUUCCCAGGCAAGGUAUUCCUAUUACAAGAGUAUAAGGAAAGCAAAGGAGGGCAAACAAGAAGAUCAAGGGCAUGGAAACCAAGCCUUAUGAGGAAUGGUUGAGGGAGCUGGGUAUGUUUAACUUGGAAAAGAGGAGGCUGAGAGGAGAUAUGACUCCCAGUGGCGAAGCUGCAUGCUCCGCUACUGGGGGCAGAGAGCAGGUGGGGGGUGUGGCUGGCACCCUCUGGGGGCAUGACGUGUGCCCCAGGGGUGUGACACGCCACCCACAGGGGCAUGGUGCACAUCCCAGGGGCGUGGUACGCCGCCCAUAAGGGCAUGGCGUGCAUUCUGGGGGUAUGACGAGCUGCUUGUGGGGGCAUGGCGCCCAGUGGGCGGGGGGGUGCACGGCGCAUGUCCGGGGGGGGGGCUACACGAUGGCACCCUACUGAAAUAGUGGUGCCGGGGGUGGUCCGCUCCCUCCGCAUUCCCGUUCCUCUGCCAGUGAUGACACCUAUCUUCAAAUAUCUCAAGGGCUGUCACAUGGAAGAUGGAACAAACUUGUUUUCUCCUGCUCCAGAGAGUAGGACUUGAAUCUAUGGAUUCAAGUUACAAGAAAGGAGAUUUCAGCUAAGCAUCAGGAAAAACAUUCUGACGGGAAGAGCUGUUUGACAGUGGAAUGGACUCCCUCAUGAUUUUUGUGGGCUUGUUUUCCAGGCUGAUUCUUUGAAACCCUGAAUCUAACUUUUUAAAACACUGAGGGCUUAUCCACGGUUACCUUUCCCCCACUCUUUCCAGGCAGAGUUCUGCACUGAUGCUCCAUGUCCAAGCAUUUGUUCUGUAUGUUUUGCUUUUGCCAUGAGCUUUCCCUGAAAACCCCCCCACUCUUUUAAGAUGAAUUGGAGCAAACAUCAAAUCAGGUUUUCCAAGAGUUGCCAUUUGCUCCAACUGAGCUUUAAAGAGCAGGUUUUCAAAAGGGGAGGGCUUGAACAUGGACUUCUAAAUUGUGGACCAUGCCUGGAAAGAAGAGAGGAAAAGUGUGGAUAAGGCCUGAGUCAGCAAGGGCAAAUUCAGCCUGGGUUGACUAGGAAAAGCUGAUAUAGAUGAGAAAAUAUGAACAGUAAAAUAGUCAGAAGAGAUGAUCCUCACUCCAGUUUGUCAGAGAAAAUAUUGACCUGAAGUUAGGUCCAGUGAAAUGACUGCAAAGUGGUUCAGACGUGGUAAUUCAGCAUUACUAUAUGUUCUUUGUUAAAUAUCCUCUUCACAUGCAAAUAUAUAUAUUUUGUAGGUUCCUUCUGAAUCUGAAUUUCUGAGGUUCACUUUUGUUCCUUCGUUUGGAAGGCUUCCAACUCAGUUCUACAUCGCCGAUGCCACAACAUUUCUUGCAGAGGGACUUGUGGAUAGAAACUCUCGAGAAAUUACUGGGCACAAGGUAGGGUUUUUUUCUUUUUUAUAUUUUCAUACUGAUUUAUGUUUGUGCGGAGACAGUCUUUCAAACUGUCUUGAAAUAGGUUGGCUGCCAUCUGCACAGGUCCUCUUUGCUUGUAAUCUUUACUGUUUACAAGCAAUAUCAACUGCUGUUAUUUUCAGGUUGGAUUCACUCACAUGCCAGCAAACCUAGUUUUGUAAUUAAAGUUUAUUUGGUGCUGUAGUGCAACAGACCCACUUUCUGAAACCCCCCCCCCAAAAAAAAACCUGGACAUUUUGUGAAAAGCAAACAGGUGGGGAAAUGUACUGCAAAGUGUAGGAUAACUGUGAUUGAUUUAAUGUCAAAAAACAUCUCCAUAAUCAAAUCAGAUGAAUGCUCAAUAAAUCAUGGAAGUCAUCUAACCCUCCCCACAAACUUUGUGCAAACAAAUUAUGACAAAAUGCUCAACUUGUGGGUUUCCUGGAAGUCAUCUUUAUGUCAGCACUGCAUUAAUGUUUGAACCUUCUUCAAAAAUGGGCCUUCUGGUGGUUCUCUCAUUGCGAGAAGUGAGGCUACAGGGAACCAGACAGAGGGCCUUCUCGGUAGUGGCGCCCGCCCUGUGGAACGCCCUCCCAUCAGAUGUCAAAGAGAUAAAUAAUUACCUGACAUUCAGAAGACAUCUUAAGGCAGCCCUGUUCAGGGAAGUUUUUAAUAUGUAACGCUGUACUGUUUUUAACACUGAUUGGGAGCCGCCCAGAGUGGCUGGGGAAACUCAGCCAGAUGGGCGGGGUAUAAAUAAUAAAUUAUUAUUAUUAUUAUUAUUAUUAUUAUUAUUAUUAUUAUUAUAGCUUUGGCUGCAUUAUAGCUGUCCUUUGUUCUUCAUCACACCUUGAUGACAUCACAACCAGCCAGGAGGGAUAGGGAAAGCCUGCCCAUUUCAGCUCACCUUUGGGAAGCAUAUCCAGCUCGUAAAUUCUUUGGCAACCAGUCACCUGUACUCUCUUUAGUCUUGCAAAGAGACGCUUAACAGAAUUGCCUAGAGCCACUAACUUAACAGAGACAGCUUUGACCAUUUGGGCAUUCUCAUUUUCUACAGAACCCAGUUUUACAGAUAUAAAACCACAGGCUUGGAGGGGGACCCCUAAAAUGACAUCAAUACUAAUCCCAAUCCUAUAGCAAUGUUCUGUAAGUAUGCUCUGCUGGAUUAAGCAGAAUGUCUUUCCAAUCAUGCCUUCAGUUGUGCUCUUUAAAUCCCCAAUGGAGGUGACUUUAAGGAGUGCCGACUCUGUUUCUCCAAGCCAAUGUAUUUACACAAGAAGUUCCUAGGAGGUAUUCCUGAACGAGCACAAUGUGUACUAGGGUUAAGUGUACAGUACUUAAGAGCUAUUCCCCUGUGGAGUCCUACCUUGUGAAACAAGCUAAGACAUUGUAUUUGUGGUUUAAAAUAUAUGGUGCCUUGUUGGGGACAGCCUCCAGUCUCUAAUUCAGGAGCCACAGCAAAGCUGUUUCUGGCAUUUGAGGGGUUAAUGGCCAAAACCUGCAGGACCACUGAAUGGGUCCCUGUAACAAAACAAUGGUGCUUUGUACUAAAAUGCCCACCCUUAACAAGUACAGUCAAGCUCCCUGACUGCAAAUCCUUUUGUUUUGUCUGCUCAGAGAAUGUCCUGGUUUUGAAGUCUUUUUGUGGCUUCAAUGUCUAUAUGGGGCUUUGCCCCAGAUUUUUCCCUCUGAGCAGCGUGGGAGCCAGUCUUUUGGUUUCGUGCAGCCCACAGCCAGAACCCAGUCUCCGCCGUGCCUGCUUUAAAGGGGUCUCGUAGUCCAUUCUGCUCGAAUGCACCUGCCUCCACCCCAGUUCCUUUAUUGCUCCUAAUAAAAUGUGAACGAUUUCUUCUGGAGUCUACCCUCCUCAUUGUUUUGGUGCUGCUUGAAAGCGACAAGUGUCUUCCCUUGUAUCAGGCCAUAUUUAUGGGAAAGUGUGUUGAGGGAAGAGGAAAGUCACCAACAGUGGAAAGCUCAUUAUGUCAACAAUACAAGCCCCACUUUCUUUGUCUGUGACCCUCCCCAUCUUUUCUGGUGCCUGAGACGUUGGACAUGUUUUCCAAUGCACUGUAACAUUAGCUUGUAGUACAAAUUCUUAAUUCUUUGGCUGGUAAAGAAAAUGAGCUUAUGAAAGUAAAACAAUUGACCCAAGUCUGGUUUGUUUUUGUUAUUUUACAAUAGGCCGAAGCAGUUCCUGGAGGUCAGGCCGUAGGAAGUGGAAACAAGGGAAACGGCGGCUCUGCCAGUUGCACAAACAGUCGCCACAAACUUUUCCAAGCCAAAGAUCACAAGUCAAGCAGAGGGGAAAUGGAAGGGGAUGACCUUUUCAAAGCUGAAUUUGUCUUCAUUACGGACUCGGAUGAGGACAAAAACACUCCCCUAGGCAACGGAUAUGGACAUGGAAGAUCUAAGGGUCUGGAUGCAUCCUGUUUGUCUCCGAGGGAUGAAUCCAGAGGACAUCCGACAGCCCCACAGUUACCACUGCAUACUGAGAUCUCUUACAGUUCUGUCAGCCAACAGAAACAGUCUCAGGUAUCUUGUUUUCCUAAUUGUGAGCAUGCAUGGGAAAGGAAAUAUUGCCAUCUCUAUGAAAACCUGUCUGUUUGUACUCUUCUUGGUUAGACUUGCUGUUUAUUCGUUACCCUGCUCAAUUACGAAUUAGUCCCUCCUGUAUUUUCUUGCCUUCCAUGGCUGAGAGAAGUUGCUUGUCUAGUGGAGGAGAUUGGUGUGGUGGUGGAAAAAGCACAUGGCACUGCAACAUUUUUUGUACUUCCUUUUUUUUUUUUAAAUGAUAUUUAUUGAAAAAAGAUUUUUUUAAAAAAAUUACAAAGAAAAAAGACAAAACAGAAAAAGAAAAAGAAAAAAUAAAACCAUCAUUUUCAAAUUCUCCACUUUCAUUACCUUCUUUCUAUGACCUCCUCCUCCUCCCUUUUCUUGUAUCUUGAUUAAUAGUUGUCACAGCAAAUCCUUUCCAUAAUUCAUAGUAUUCUGUCAUUACAUUACCUUACUCUAUUUUCAUCUUAUCUUAUAAAAACCUUAAAGCUUAAGACUUAAAUCUUAUUUUUACCAACUUCUCAUAACCAUUACCUUUUUACCUAAUUCUUUAAACAUUUUUACAAGAGCCAAGUAAUUUCAUUUCAACAUUUUCCUAACAUUCAUCAAUUUUAUAAAACAUUCCUAAUGAUAGAAAAAAGAAAUAAGAACAAUCCAAUCUUCUUCCAGCGUCCCUUCCUCCUGGUCCUGGGUUUGUCAGUCCUUUUUAUCCCAUUAGUCUGGCACAUUAACCUGGUGAUCUUAUAUCCGAGGCCUUCAAGUCUCUUCCAUGUCCCUUCCGCAGCUCUUCUUCAUAUUUUCCUUUCACUCGUGGGAACUCCAGCUUGGUAGUGUUUUUGACCCUUUUCAACAAAUCAGCCCCUUUCCCAUAAUCCAGACUAGACUCCAUGUGGUAUUUUAAGACAUGUUUCAAAUUCCCUCCAAAAUUGGGAGCCCCCACAGCUCCAAACAUCUGACGGCCCAUUGCCAGACUCGGAAAGUCCAAACAUCUCUGCAUAGGGGGGUCAGUCCAACCCCCCAUUUCCAAAUCAACCCAAACUUUAUCUUUCCAAAUCUGGUUUUUUCCAAGUUCAUUUGUCAAAUCCAAAGGCUCAUUUUCCUGCAGGGCCAAAAGUUCCUCCCUUUCUGGCGCCCAAGAUUCAGCAACAUCCUCUUCUCUCAACUGUUCUGUCAUGGCACACUCCUGUUUAAAUUCCUGAGUGGGCUCCAUAUAGUUUCCCACUACCUGUUCUAAUGUUCUGGCCGCAUUAGUCAUCAAAUCCGUCUUCUGGCUUAACUGAUCCAAUAGGGCAUUUAUUUUACAGAAAGCACCCAACAGUGCUUCUGAAAACAUUGUCCUGCAAGGUCACAAGUCCUUUCCCACGGUUGUAAUCUGUGGCAGCUGCAAGCUCCCUAGAAUUAGUUACAGUUUCACAGUCCCCCUCUAGGGGGGAAACUUCUGGUUGUUCUUUCUUUUAAAGACAAUAGCAACAAAGUUUCUUUUUUUUAAAGAUAUUUUGUCAAUAUUUGUUCCUUUAAAAUGCGAAAGGAAACAGUGGAAUCACAAUGUUACUCUUCUUUUAACUGUCUGUCAAAAACAUUUGUCUCUGGUCAAUGAGCUUCAAACGUCAAUUCUGACACCCUGCUCCAGCAUCAGGACGGUGGAAAGUUACUUUACUUUAAACUCACUUCUGCAGGUUUAAACAGUCCAAAAAAGAUCCCCCUUCUUCUCCUGCUACCGAAGGGGGGUUCAACGAUUUUAAAUGGUGAAAACCAAUCCUUUGAAAGUGAUUUUCUAAGCUCUGGUUUACGUUGUCUUUGCUUUCUUCUGACUACAAGGAAAUGGAAGGCUGACUUCCUGUUUAGACCUUCCCGUUUCAGUACCAAAUUAAGGUAAAUUUUUAAGUCCAAUUCGUUUCUAAUCGCCAGUUCUUAUUUGAAGUCCAAUUGUUCAAUGUUUAAGUACAGUGGUGCCCCGCAAGACGAAUGCCUCGCAAGACGGAAAACUCGCUAGACGAAAGAGUUUUCUGUUUUGGAGGUGCUUCGCAAAACGAAGCUCCUAUGGGCUUGCUUCGCAAGACGAAAAUGUCUUGCGAGUUCCUGCGGUUUUUUCCCCCUUUCCCCCCCUUUUUCUAAGCCGUUAAGCCGCUUAUCUGCUUAUCCGAUAAGCUGAUAAGCCGCUAAAAGCCGCUAAAAGCCGCUAAUAGCGCUAAUAGCGCUAAUCCGCUAAUCCGUCAAUGGGCAUGCUUCGCAAGACAAAAAAACCGCUAGACGAAGAGACUCACAGAACGGAUUCUUUUCGUCUUGCGAGGCACCACUGUACUCACGGGUGAUUAUUUUAGAUGCCAAAUUGUCCCAGGAAAAAGGCAGCGCUCUCCGGCAACGGCUAUGCGGCUUCGCUCCACGGAAAAAGCAAUUGACUCACAGCACCGCGCCACUUCCCCCUCUUCGCUUCGGAGCCCGUUAGUGGGUUCCUUUGCGGGUUGGGGGUGCUAAGGGUGCCCGCCGAGUCCCACGGUCACAGGCUUCAUCCGCCUGUGAUUUCUAAAAGGGUCCCCGCUUCGCCGCAGCGGAAAAGACCCGUUUUGCGCGGAGCUGGUCCCUCCGGUUCAGAGGGAGUCCGCCAUUGCCGAUGGCGCCACCCCGGAAGUCCCAUUUUUUGUACUUCCAAUGACACUUUGCAGUUAUGGCAAAUGGGAGUAGUCCAGCCUUCACCAAGCUGGUAUCCUUCAGGUGUUUUGGACACUCAUCAGCCCCUACCAGCAUGGCCAGUGGCCAGAGAUGGUGGGAUUUAUAGUCCAUAAUAUCUGGAAAUCACCACUUUGGAGAAGGUUGGUGUAGACUGUUACUAUACCACUUCACCUAAUGAUGGCUGAAACAACACUUAACCUGAGCACACAUUCUACUUAGGACUAUUUUACAGAUGACAAAAAUCCUCUCUCUCUAUAUAUAUAUAUAUUUGGGUAGGGGCCAUUAAGGAAACAAAGGAAGGGAAGGGCUGUUGCUCAGUAGCACAGCACAGGCUUUAUAUCCCAAAGAUCCCAGGCUCAAUCUCUGCCAUUUCUAGGAAACUCUGGUAAAGAUUCCUAUCUGAAACACUCUAGAGCCACUGGCACUCAGUGCAGACUAUGCUUCAUGGACCAAUAUAAGGCAACUUCGUAAUUCAUUUUGACGUAGGAAAUUGCAACUCUCUUGCGUGCGGAUCAUCAUGUGUAAAUUGCUUCCUAGUGUGUGCAAACAAAAAAUUCACAUGACUUAUUUGAAUAUGAGAUUUGCUGGCAUUCUGUGUAGGCAUUGAGUGAAGUGUGAAGCAUCCUACAGAUCAAUGAACAACUGUGACUGCUUUUAGUCUCACAGUAUUACUCUGAAGCAGCCAGAACUAUUCACUGGACCAAGCAGUCUGGGAAUGUCAUCAACAAAACUAACUUUUGCUGAUAAUCAUGGGCUGGAUCCAGCGGUUCCCUUCCUCUAGUGGAAGAAGCUGGAUCCAGUACCAAAUCUCCAGGCUUCUUCAUACGUUAUGUUUUUUAGAUUGCUGUACACCUACGUUUAUUUUUAACUGUAGACAUGAAAUGGUAAACGAUGAAUGUGGCAAGCAUGUGUUGGUAAACACGGGGACUGUAUUAACCAUACACACUUGUUUCAGAGUUGAGAUUGGCUGCAGAUCUGUCUCAAAUCCAUUUGGGGGGGCUGCCUAACUUGUGGCACUGUAACUUGUAAAAUAAAGAUUUUGAGGGGGUGGGGAAUGUUUCAAAUGUAGUUAGUAGACUCGUACCUUAUCUGCUUUGAGAUAUAUGUGUAAGGAUUGCUUCCUAUAGACCAGGACUCUUGCAUCUUGUGUCUACUUUGUUUUUUGUUUUCGUUUUUUGGAAACCUGAGGUUCAUCAUUGAGAGCUGGGUGCAAAAUUGGGUCUCAGCUGAGCAAACAUACAGUAAGAAUUAAAGGACAGGGUGCUUCUGAACACAUGUCCAAGCCAAGAUUUGUGAUCAGCACCAGAACCAAGUGUACAAUCUCUCUCUCUCUCUCUCUCUCUCUCUCUCUCUCUCUCUCUCUCUCUCACACACACACACACACACCCCAUUCCUGGUUGCCCCUUUAAAAUUCAUUUUUCAACAACAUAAUUUACGAGCAGAACAGCUUUGUGGUUGUUCCUAAUGUCAAAAACUCUUGCUGAUUUACUGAAAAUCAAUACCCCUCACCACCCCAGUUAAAGGCCAUAGGUUGUUUAAAUAAUUAAAGGCCUGGGAGAAGAUAAAUGUUUUUGCCUGGUGCCUAAAGAUAUGCAAUGAAGGCACCAGGUGAGACUCCCUGGGGAGAGCAUUCCGCAAGUAGGGACCACCACAGGCCUCUUGUGGAGGAGGCACACAAAGAAGGGCCUCCGGUGAUGAUCACUGGGUCCAGGGUUGGUUCAUAUGAGAAGAGGUGGUCCUUAAGGUGUUACGGUUCUGAGCUGUUUAAGACUUUCUAUGUCAAAAACAGCACUUUGAAUUGGGCCCAGAAAUUAAUUGGCAGCCAGUGCUAUCGGGCCAGGAUAGGCGUCAUAUGCUCAAACUGUCUUUCAGCAGUGAGCAACCUGCCCACUGAAUUCUGCACCAAACUAUCUUCAGAUGCAACCCCACGUUUAACGCAGUAAUCUAGCCUAUAGUAGAGCAUAGAUGACAAUAGGUAGGCUGUCCCUGUCUAGACAGGGGUGCAGCUGGGCCACCAACCAAAACUGAUGGAAGGCACUCUGCACCACGGAGGCCACCGGAGCCACAAGCAACACAAAUGGACCCAGGCAUACCCACAAGCUGCACAUCCACUCCUUUUAGUAUUAUUCAGCUGCACUUUACCUGGAGUCAUUCUUAAAUGUAUAAAAUGCUGCUUAUAUUGUGCUCAGCCAACCAAGAAGAACCUUACUCUUUUAGAGAACUCUGUAUAUAUGGAAUUCCAUAUAUAUAUAAUAGGUACUAGUUUGCAUCCCAUGCCAGUGGGUUAGUCAUGAUUAAUAAUAAUAAUAAUAAUAAUAAUAAUAAUAAUAAUAAUAAUUUUAUUAUUAUACCCUGCCCAUCUGGUUUCCCCAGCCACUCUGGGUGGCUUACAGCAUAUAUAAAACAUAGUAAAACAUGUUAUACUGUAUAUGCUGGUGUGUGUGUGUGUGUGUGUAUGAGAUUUGUAAGCUGUUAGAGAAUCCCUCAAGCAGCAAUUGUUUUCAUGGGUAAAGUGUUUAGCCAGAUGGUGCUAAGGAAUGUGCUUGGUGUCUUCAAGCCAGGACACAGCAAUGCUUAUGUCUUCACAUCAACUUCUUGGGGAGAUGUGCAUGUAUAACUGUGAGCCCAUUUGCAGCCAUUGGGUCCCUUUGCAAUUCCACAUAACACCAAGGUGUCUGCUAAUAAAAUCCUUCGUGGGUUUGCAUUUUAAAAACCUGAAGCUUUUUACAUCUUCUGUUUACAACCCACAGUUGUGAAUGGCAUUUAUUAUUAUUAUUACUAUUUGUGGGAAAGGGGGGGACAAAUUAGUAUUGAAUCUAGAACACUGAUAUCUUUCUUUUAUGUAAAGCAAAGUGCCAACAAAUUAUGUGCAUGGAUUAUUUAAUAUUAAAUAGCAAUCUCUUAGCAAUGCAGCACACAAUAUAAUCACUGGUAAUUAAAGGAGGUGUUAUGCUGUUAAAGCACAUGGCAGAUGUAGUGAAUGGAAAUAGGAUGCAUAAUUUGAAGAACAUCAUGGUUGCUGCUCUGUAUUAACAUUUCUUUUUCUUUUCCCCUCUCCAGUUAACUUCUCCUCUGUCUACCUCUGAUCAUCCUUCUUAUAAGCCACUUGUUGCUCAUUUGCUUUUUCCAACUAACCUGACGGUAGAACAGGACCCGUCUCCCGCUGUCCACCAAGCCUCUUCUCUUCAAGAAUCCCACAGCCAAUGGCAGUCUGCAAAUGGGUCCUCUGUGCGCCAGACAUCUACCUAUUUACAGUCUACUGCUUCUUACAGCCUCCCUUCUCCCAUAUUGCAAAGACCUUCUUUCCCAAGUCACAGCCUUUCAGAUGGGGCUCAGUUGCCCAGUGGUCUCCAGGCUAGGAAUCUUCCCCAGAAAUAUGAGCUCACCUCAUCCCCUUUAUCAAGCAAAGACUCGUGCCCUUCUUCCCCACAGGCUCACAGUUCAGCAGACACGCUUCAGAGCUCAUCCCCUCAGGCCGCUUCUCCUCUCCCGCCCAAGAGGUUUGCCCCCUUGUCUGUGGUUCCCAUCUAUAUCAUGACACACUUAUUAUCCCCUAGUCCAAAGCCUCUGUCUUCUCCUCUUCAUGGUUCCUCCUCCACCAUCUAUAGUGUCAACAACCCCGGCAGCCAAAUGUCUUCCAGUGGGAACCUUCUGAAAUCCGGAACUAAGUCGCCACUACCAACCAGACUCUCUCUUCUGACUGCUAUUUUGAAGUCAGGAUCCACUCCGAAAAGACCCUUUUCUCCUGCAUCUUGCCCUGCUACGUUUUCUCCCAAUUCCCUGGGCUCUUCAACGCUGGCAAUAGACCAAAAGUUUAAAAUGACCCCACCGACCCCUAAGAAAGCUGCCUCAGAGUAUUCAAUUAGGUCCGCCUCUCCAAGUCAAGAGGAAUUUCGUCUUUCGGUGUUUUCUACCGUGCCCAAUCGCAUGGCCUCAUUUUCAAAAUCCAGCCCUACUCUUAGAACCAGGUCCCCGUCUCCUAAAAAGCACCUUGACACCAGGGCGCUUUCCCCUGACAAAUUGCGCCCUUUGUCGCCCACCAUUUCUUCCUAUAGAAAAACAGUUGUGUCUCCUCUGUUACAGUCGAAAUCUCCCACUUUCUCCUUGCCUCCCCACGCCCCUAGGAAAGGGGCCCACUCUCCUGCCCACAAAGCCCGAGGGCCUGAAAAGUCUAAGAAGGUGCAUACCUAUUCCCCCACUUUUACUGCUAAGUCCUAUCCACUGUCUCCUCCCGGUGUUAGCCAAAGGGACGCCGUUUCCCCCACUGCAGACAAGGGCUCUCUCUCUCCAACCGUAAUACAUUCUAGCUGCCGGUCAAAUGGAUGUUUACCGCAAGCCAUUGUUAAGGACCCAGCUAUCAAUUCGCCAGGUCUUUCACCUCAUUGGCAAACUUCUCAUACAGAUUCGACUUCACCCACUCCUCCAGGCUAUCGUAUUAAAGCCCCUUCUCCACACAGAGAGUCCUCUGUUCAUUCAAACUUCCGAGCUUGCCCUCCAUCUUCAAGACCCAGGACCCCAACAGUACCACAGCACAGAUCUCCUGCCACGGUGCGCUCACCUUGUUCAUUGUUGUCAGGAUCCAGGGAGGUGACUUCACCACUGUCUUUCUCUCUGCCUUCUGCCUCUGAGAAUAAGAAGCCCCAGGUAUUCAAUAUUUGCUUGCCUGCUUGCUUGCUUGCUUGCUUGCUUUCAGGGAUGGGAGAGUCCAUCCAGUUUGGUUGUUUCGGUGUCUCAUUUUCCCGGACUUAAAUUAAGUUAUCCACAUUAUGCAGCAAUUAGCAUUUUUUAUAUAUUUUUUUAAAAUCCUCAUGGAAAUCACCAGCAUUUUAGCACUAAUUUCUUCUAAUAAUCACAUGUAGUUUGACACAUUUUUGCAAGCAAUUUAUCCUAAUGCUUCUUUGCAUGUUAUUUUACUAAUACGUCCAGUUUUAUGCCUACUUUCCACUAAUAGACGCAUUUUUGUAAACACUGGUUGGAGAACAGCACUGCAAAAUUUGGAGAAGUGUGACAUAACUGUGUUUCGGUUUGCAUGUGGCUUGGAAUAAAUGGAAAUGUGAUAGAUUUGGCUUUAAAUGUGCACUGAAUCGAAUUUCUCCUCCAUCCCUACUAGCUUCCCUGCUGGUCUUCCCUUUCUUCUCCACUGCAGGAAAAUGGUGCCCAAAGAAUGAAAAAGAGAGAGAAUCAAAGUUCUGAGCGAUAUCAAUUAUAUCUUUGAUAAUUGAGAUAAUCCUCAUCCAGCAAUGUUUUCCAAGCACCUUGAGCCAAAGUAUAGAAAAACUUUGCAUAGGAGCAGUGAGGGAGCCAAGCUAACUGCUGGUAUCAAAUUGUUCAAGGUGGUUGAAACAAAAAGAUAUUGUGAGGAGCUCCUAAAGGUUCUCUUGAAACUGAGUGGGUGGGCAGGAAACUGGCAAAUGCAAUUCAGUGGCCUGGUUUGCUCAUCACAGUAUGGCUUCCCAUGACUGUGUGAAUAUGCCACCUCCCAGAGAUGCAGGGUAGAACCUUGUUUGUUCCUCCCUGGGUGUGGGGUGGCAGCUAAGCCAAGGUUUAGCUCAGCUCAGAUUGUGGUUAAGGUCUCUCUUCCUUCACCAUGAUCUAUCACCCUAGAGUAAACCUUUAUAGCGACUUUCUCCCUCCACCAUAUGCCUCUGAAUACCAGUUGCACCAGUUGCAGACCAGAUGAGCUGCUGGCCUGAUCCAACAGGGGUCUUCUUAGGUUCUUCUCAAUAUCUUUGACUAAAUGAAAAUAAUGCAGGCCCUCAUUAUUUUGCAUACAUGGCUUGUACCACUGAUGAAGGAACGGUAUAUGCAUCCGAGUACCCAUGAAUUAGGGACGCAAAUGGCACUGUGGGUUAAACCACAGAGCCUAGAACUUGCCGAUCAGAAGGUUGGCGGUUUGAAUCCCCGUGACGGGGUGAGCUCCCGUUGUUCAGUCCCAGCUCCUGCCAACCUAGCAGUUCGAAAGCACGUCAGAGUGCAAGUAGAUAAAUAGGUACCGCUCUGGUGGGAAGGUAAACAGCGUUUCCGUGCGCUGCUCUGGUUCGCCAGAAGCAGCUUAGUCAUGCUGGACACAUGACCCGGAAGCUGUACGCCGGCUCCCUCAGCCAAUAAAGCAAGAUGAGCGCUGCAACCCCAGAGUCGGUCACGACUGGACCUAAUGGUCAGGGGUACCUUUACCUUUACCUUUAUCCAUGAAUUUCUGCAUCAUAGGAUAACUGUAUUUGUGGUUUUGACACCACAUGUCAUUAACAGUGUGCACCAGAUUGCUCAGCAACUACUUUUAAGGCUUUGUUUCAAAAUCCCUUCAGUUGAACCGGUGACCAUUUACAUACACGAAAUCUUUUGGCAUUGUUGGCACACGUUCCAGCUUGUUAAAAAGAGAACUUUCCCCCCUUUCUGCUUUGUUCACGAUAGAAUGACAGUUCUAAUCUGUACUCAUCAGUAAGUGGAAAUAACCAUGAGCUGCUCUGGAUUAAUUAAUUUUGAAAUUGAAUUUUUUGUGUGUGAUGCAACCUGUUUUCUGAAGCAAGUAGGGCAUUGUCUUCAAUCCCACUUUUCAAUCCAAUCAAUUGCAGCACAAUUCAAACUUGCAUCAACAAUAGGCUGAUUUGCACAUGCUGUUGAUGGAUAUUAUAAUUAUUGUUGGCGGGAACUAACUUUGUGGCUGGUUCCAUAGAAAUAGCUUUAAUCAAAUUCAAUUAAAAAUGCAGCAGUUGUGUUACUGGAUACAAAUAUUUAUAAACCAUUGUCCAUAUAAAUCUCAAGCAUGGUUCAUUUUGUGAGGAAGUGUUUCCCCACACAAAAGCAGAGCAUGCCUUCUUAAAGGCUGCUAAUAAUUCAUGGCCUGCUAUUACUACAGUCAUCUCACUGUGCAAGGGAUUGAAAAGCAUGUGAUUCUAUGCAGUUUGCACAAAAUGCUUGAAUAGAUUUUGCAGACAUACAGGACAGAAGUCUUUCUGCCACAUUCAUGUGUGUGCACACACAGACACACACAUGUGGCUACCUGCAAAAUAAAUAUGCUGUAUGUGCAGCCCACAAUUCUCUCACACAUCUUAUGUGCAUUCCAUAAAUCACUUUAGUGCAUGGACAUCCACAGUGGAGUAGUGGGCAGGCGAGGGCAGUUGCCCCAUGCAUGGUUUAACCAUAAUUCCCAGAUUUUCUUUUUUUUAAGAUAGGAAGUAAAUUUCUACAUUUGUAGAACCUGAUAUAUGAGGCAAAACAGACAGGUAUCAUUCAUAUUUUUGUGAGAAAUUAGCAUGUCUUAAUACAUGGACUUAGGGGACGCAGGUGGUGCUGUGGUCUAAACCACAGAGCCUAGGGCUUGCCGAUCAGAAGGUCAGCGGUUCAAAUCCCCACAAUGGGGUGAGCUCCCAUUGCUCGGUCCCAGCUCCUGCCCACCUAGCAGUUCGAAAGCACAUCAAAGUGCAAGUAGAUAAAUAGGUACCGCUCCAGUGGGAAGGUAAACGGUGUUUCCAUGCACUGCUCUGGUUUCGCCAGAAGUGGCUUCGUCAUGCUGGCCACACGACCCGGAAAAACUGUCUGUGGACAAACAUCGGCUGCCUCGGCCAGUAAAGCGAGAUGAGUGGCGCAACCGCAGAGUCGUUCACGACUGGACUUAACUGUCAGGGGUACCUUUACCUUUACCUUUAACACAUGGACUUAUGUUUCAUGAAUAAACAGCAUCUCUCAUAGGAUUGGUAUUUUGAGUGCAUGGAACUGCUCUCUAGAACAUUGUGCCUUCAGAACUUCUAAUGAGAGUCAUGGUUUCAGGGGAACAGCUUAUUGGGAGGAACACGGCGGAAAUCCUCAUCAAAUAACACAUUUAUUCAUAGAAAGAAAGAAAAAUAAUAAUUUGAUGCCAGCUUUAUUGUUAUGAGUCACUGACAACUCUACGCAGUGCAAAUUCAUGAGCUGUCAAAUCCAGUUUGUCCCUUAAGAGUUUCUCUAAUCUGACUCUGAUAACUCUGCAUCCCAUGAUGCUAGGGUAAAGACACUGGGGGAGGAGAAUUGGGGGGAAGGAAUAGACUAUGAGGAAUUAAGAAAAUGAAACUUUGUAUUUUAAUCCUUCCUGGUGUGUCAGAAAGAAGUUCCAAAGCAGUGAUUUGGAAGGAAAAGUGUUUUCUUGUGCAUUGUAACACUGACUGUUUGGACCAUGUGUGUCACAUGCCAAGAAAAGCACAGGAACUUACAGCAGGGUAAAGGUAAAGGUACCCCUGACCAUUAGGUCCAGUCGUGACUGACUCUGGGGUUGCGGUGCUCAUCUCGCUUUAUUGGCCGAGGGAGCUGGCGUACAGCUUCCGGGUCAUGUGGCCAGCAUGACUAAGCAGCAAACCAGAGCAGCACACGGAAACACCAUUUACCUUCCUGCUGGAGUGGUAUCUAUUUAUCCAUUUGCACUUUGACAUGCUUUCAAACUGCUAGGGGGGCAGGAGCUGGGACAGAGCAACGGGAGCUCAACCCAUCGCAGGGAUUCGAAUCGCCAACCUUCCGAUCGGCAAGCCCUGCUGUCGCUAUUUUUGGGUGGGAUUCAGUCACAUACUGGCAAAUUCGGGUUGACCAAAUAAUGUUCAUUUGGACCCCUUACACAGCAAACCUGCUUUCCUAAGAGAUCAGAGUUUUUGCACUAAGGAAAAUGAUGGGGAGAUGCACUGGAAAGUGAAAGUCAUAUAGACUCCCCACAAACAAAUCUGAAUGGAUGCUCAUUAAAUAGUUAUCUAAGCUCCCUGCAAAUCAGUUGUGAUGAGUGCUCAAUAUACAGGUUGUCUGGAAAAGUGUUCCUAGUGUGUUUACCUUUUCCUUGGGAGUGAAAUUGAUUAGAUGAAAAGGUGCUUGCUAUCUGGUCCAAGGGACUUCACCACCGUCUAGCAAACAGAGCUAAGGAAGGCAACUGCAAGUCAGAAUGGAGAAAGUCACAAAUAGGCCUCUCCACCCUCCACCUCCACUUCAGUGGUUGUCUGUGUCUCAGCUCCAUUAUAUUUGUAUUAUUAUCAAACUACCAGUGUUGGCUCUCUUUGCAAAGCAAAGAGUUAUCGCUAUUGCUCUGUGAAAGUGAUCACCUGUCUUUAUCUGGAGCGGUCUUCACUGACCCUGUCAGCAAAAGGGCAUCCUUUCACACAUGUGGGCUGCAUGGAUUGUAUUUGCAGCAAAGCAUAAAAUGAAUAUUGUGUGCACCCUAAUAGACAAAUGAAUGCAUGCCAAUGAAUAGUGAAAUGAAUGUGUGAGCUAGUGUUCUAUAAAAGUCAGAACAACAUAUUCACACAGCAUGUAAGCCCCCUUAAUGUUGACAAUAUUUACAGUUGAGAUUUUAAUGUAUAAUAUGUUUUCUUUUUCCAUUCUCACCGCCCCCUUUUGUUUAUGAUUUGUAGUCACACAAGAUCAAGACAAGCUACAAGGCUUUUGCAGCAAUCCCUACAAACACGCUACUUCUCGAACAGAAGGUUAGUUUAUUGAAAAAACCUAUUCCAGUGAUAGUGGUAAUUUUAUAAUUAGGAGUAGCUUGAUAAAAUCACUUAUUUGGGGUACCAAAACAUAUGACCAAUGCUCUGCUGUUUGUGGUAGAUGAUUGCCAGCUGUUUAGCCCUAAGCGUUGAUAGUCACUCUAAACUACUGGCUACAUUUACAGAGCAUCCAUCCUCAGGGAUACUUGCCACCAUUUGUGUGUGCUGUCUUGAAGAACUGGAGGUCCAGAUUGGUUUCUGUUAAUCUUUCUAAGGAGCUUAACAUUACAAUAAUCCAGGUUCCCCACCAUAAGAAUUCUGUUUGGAACCCUGGACAGAGGCAAAUUUGGGAGAGCGCAUCUGGUUCACUUGCACUGGGUGCCACAACAAUGACAAACAAUGGAAUGUGAGAGGAAGUGGAGCACCACAUUUUGGUGAAAUGUUAAAGCCUGAAGUCUUUCACUGCCCUGGGGAGCCCCUGCCAUUCAGCAUAGCCAGUGUUGUGCUAGAUGGGCAGGAUGACUAGGUUCAGAGCAAAAGCAGCUUCAAGUGUCCCUAUGGGAGAAAGUAAACAUCAGUGUACAUGCUCCCUCUAGAGGACAGGUGGGCACAGUGCAUCAGAACGGCAGCAUGACUAAGAACCAGAAGUCACAUUGGUUGUGGCCAGGCCCUUGGAUCUCUCUCUUGAUUGUGGAACCUGGCUGGGAGAAAUUAGCUUAAAGUAAACUCAUGUUUUCCUAAAUUUACUCCUUAGAUUCUACUGCUUCUACAAAUGUGUGCAUGGAGAUUAAGAUUAUAAUACUACAAGUGCGGUUUAUUAUUAUUUUUGUUGUUGUUCCCCUGCGGUACUUUGCAAAAUGAGUUGGGGUUACGGUAACAGCUGAUUUGACGGAAUUCUUUUCUUUGGGACUUUGUAUGCAUGUUGCUUAGGGUGCUUGGACAGAUGGGUGCAAUCUCAACAAAAGAAAGAAACAGGUUAACAAAUGAAUAAAAUUUGCAUUGUAGUUCUGCCUUUGUUUUUUAUUUUUCCAAUGCUGCCUUGAUCUCAGAAUAAUUUGAAUUAAUCCGUAGGCACUCGAUGAACCAGCCAAAGCAGAAGAAGUCGCAGAAAACAAAUCUUUGGAUACACAUUCAGAGGUGACUCUAUUCUUCUCUCUGAAUUCAACCCAUCCCUAUGAAAAUCCCUUUAUUUCUGGUCAUAUCUCCAUUUGACUGAUCUUGUCCACAGUGAAUAAAUGUUAGAAUUUGCACUUUUAGGUCGCAUCCACGCCAUUCAUUGGAGAGCAUUUCAAACACACUCCUACCUCGAAAGAAUCUUGAAAAUGGUCAUGUACCUUUCAGAGAUCUACAAUUCCCAGUCACCUUAACAAACUAUAGUUCCCAGGAUCUUUGGGGGGGGGGAGCAAUACGUUUUAAAUGAGCUUUAGAUGUAUGAUGUGGAUGUGAUAGUUGUGGUUCCCAAAAGAUGCAGGCUAUUACAAAAUGCUGAUAGCUGUGUUUUUGCCCACUUCUAAUGAAAACUUUGUAAUGGUAAGAGCUGUCUGCCAGUGGAAACGAUAGCCAUGGGAGAUGGCAGACUCUCCUUCACUUGAUGGCAUUUAAGGAGAUGCUAGAUGGUCACUUGCCAAGGAUGCUAUGGUCCAAGGGAAACCAGUGCUCUCCAGAUAUAUAUUUUUUUCAAUUUUUUCAAUUGAUUUUCACAUUUAUCACAAGGAAAAAGGAAAAACAUUACAAAACACAAAACAAAGGAAAAAAAGACACAAAAAAGAAUUAUUACUUCAAAUCCCUAAUUUCAUUACAUUGAAAACUGACUUCUUCAAAUCCCCUCUAUCUGAAUUUCAUUAUAUCACCUAUUUAACAGUUCUCCAAAUUCAUAUUUCUAAUGAUAUUAACUCCUUUCAUUUACUUACCGCAUAUCCUUUAUUGAUAUUGUAAUCCUUAAUAUUUACUAGCACAUAUUCUUAUUCUACCCCUAAGCCUAUUAAUUUCUUCCAAGAAUUUUCUAUUUAUCUUAUAUUACAGUAUUUAGCUAAAUAUUCUUUAAAUUUCUUCCAAUCCUCUUGUAUCUCCUCUUCCUUCUGGUCGCGGAUUUUUCCAGUCAGGUUGGCCAGCUCCAAAAAGUCCAACAUCUUCAUCUGCCAUUCUUCUGUUGUUGGUAUCUCUUGCGAUUUCCAAUUUUUGGCUAGUCCUCUCCAGAUAUUUUGGGCUAUAACUCCCAUCAUUCCUAACCAUUAGCCAAGCUGGUUGGUAGUUGUAGUCGACAAUAUCCAGAGGACAGAACAUUGGCUCCCUCUGCUGUAGUUGCAUUUUGCAUUAUAGUUCUUGCAUUGAGAAGGUAGCUGGUCUACAUACCCCCACAUGCCCCCUUUAAGCUCUGAUUCUAGAAUUUCAAGGGCAUUUCAGAUAUUUGUGUGAAAUUUGUCGAAAGACCAAAAAGGGGUUGGGAGAUACAUGCAUGAUCUGGGUGGUGUUGGGUCAUGAUACAUCUUUGGGGAGCUUAAAGUGUUGUGUUUUUGUGUUCAAGACAAAUAAACAAAUAACCCAAACGCUUAGUUGUGUUGAACUUGAGCAUUCUUGCCUGGAGAAAAAUGGAGGCGAAGAGAUGGAAUAGAUAAUAGGAUGUAGCAAGAAGAAAGAUGGUGAAGGAGCAGAAAAUGAAUGGAGGCUGAAAAGCCAUACGUUGGGCUUUGCAAGCACACUGAAAUUGACAACACAAUGCGGUUUGCACUUGGUAAAGUCAAGAGAAGGCGACCUAUUGUUGUUGAUUAUAGAAGAGAUGCAAGUUGUGGAACAGGACUUGAACAAGACAAAGACAAAUUAUGCGAUAUUCAUGGCACAAGCUAGUCCCAGUAAUAAAAGCAGGAGAUCAUAUGCAAAGGAGAUGGUGAGCUGCAAAUACAUCCUUGGGGUGAAAUUGAGAAUCAUGUUGUAGGUAACCGUCUCUCUUUUAAAAUCUUCUAGAUGUGCUCCCCUGCUCAGCUCAGGCAACAAACUGAAGAGCUAUGUGCUGCUAUUGAUCAAGUCUUACAGGACCCCCUGUCUAUGGUAACCAGAUAUUUAAAGCAUCUUGUUUGUCUCUAUGCUUUCUCCCCAACCCCUUUUGGUUUCUGCAACUGAGCACUUGCCAUUUUCAACUCAUCCUUUCUAGCGCCGUUGUGAAUCUUCUCCAGGCUCCCUGCAGAACAUACUGGAUUCAGAUGCAGGCAAAGUAAGUGGGCAUGGAUACCAGAAUGCAUGUUGUCUUACCCAGAUGUCCACAGCAAAACAUUUCUUCCCUGAAAACAUGAACAAAGCAAGCUAAGGGUGUUCAAAUUCAAGUUAAUACGAAAUUGUACUUUUCCAUCUGACAAAUGCACAAUAGUCUGGGGUCGUUAAUACACCCCAUGCUUCAUCUUUGACACAAGUUCAGGGGUGGGGGGGACUUGUGACCCUCCAGAGGUGGUUUGACUGCUGCUCCCAUCAGCCCCCAACCAGCAUGGCCAAUUGCCCGGGAUAAUGAUGGGAUCCAUAGUCCAACAACAACGGGAGGGUUACAGAUUCCUGCUCUGGUGUGAAAUACCCUGAAGGUUUUUCACUCUGUGGGUGGAACUACAUACACAUAAGGCCAGAAGUGACUAACCACCAAUUUGGGGGCCUCAUCCGCCCCUCCCCCAAAUUUUUCAGGGCCCCUAAGAUCCUCCCCUGAUUUUGGAGAUGAGAAUAAUAAUAAUAAUAAUAAUAAUAAUAAUAAUAGGAGGGAGGAGGAGGAGGGAGGCACAGUGCUGUGGUGGACUGAUAAGGAUGCAAUUUUUUCCUCUACCUUGCAUUCAAUGCCCUUUUAAAAUGUGUUAUUGGGUUGUUCUUGUUUUUAUUUUGAUUAUAUAUUUUGUGUUUCGAUAUUGGUGUUUUAUCCUGUGAACCACCCAAUUUGUUCUACCUGUCUACUAUUACCAAAUGGGGAUAAUUAUGUGGUCCUUCUAGUUCCUCACAAUGGGAGCAAUGUGCUAACUAACUCUGAUGUUUUUAAUUCCCAGAAGGAAAAAUAAACAUAUUCCAGGGUAAGGUUAAAUAAUGUUCUGGAUGGUUGACAGUGAAUCACUUGCUACAGUGAUUGACCACAAUGGUCUCAUUCAACAUAGUCCUAAUAUCUUAACAAGACACCCUUUUUCAUGUUCAAAUUCUGUGUGUAUCUUAAGCAACAAUCUUAUAUUCACCUGGGAGCAAGCCUCCCUGAAUUCAGUCAAACUUACUUCUGAAUAGAUGUGCGUAAGAUUGUGUUGUUACUCGUCUGCAUUGCUAUUUGGUGAUAACAACAGCAGAAAAUUGCCUGAAAGUUACAAUUUGGCACAAAACUUCUCAGUACAAUGCACACGGAACUGGCCAACCUAUGUUGCAAUUACAAUAUCGGGCUGAUUAAUCUUUACCUACAGACAUUGAUGUCUUCACAGAGACCAGCUGGACGGGAAACAAGAUUUGUAAGUAAUGUCAUAAAUGGACUUUAAAUUUCUUGCCUGCACUCAGCCUUUGUAUCUAUUGGCAAGAGCACAGCACAGCCUUGGAACAUAUAAAUGCAGAGUGCAUUUUCUCAUCACUGACUGGCUACAGCAAGUCGCUACAGAUUAGGAAGAACAACUUCCAGACCUGGGAAAGGUGUUUCCAGAGAGAUCUGAACUCUGGCAUCUGCGCGCUCUCUCUCUCUCUCUCUCUCUCUCUCACACACACACACACAUUAAGCACUGAUCAUAAUACCUUUACAAGAAUGCCACGUUCAAAAUCACAUUAUUCGCUUGUAAUCUUAAUCAUCUUUAGUCUAUCAAACUGAAUGACAGAAGCCCAUCUCUGGGGAACUGAAAAUAAGUGGCUUGAAGGCAUUAGCAUUUAAUGAAGCAUUAAAUGGCAUUAUCCAUCUCUUCACCUAGCAGCAGCUCCUUACAGAACAGGUACCUGGAACAGAAAUCUUGAAGCCUACUUGGAUUUUUUUCAUUAGCUCCAAUGAGGAGCUAUAACAGGGCACCAACUGUAUUUUCUCUUAUGAUGAUGAUGAUGAUGAUGAUGAUAGUAAUAAUAGUUGCCCCAGCCACUCUGGGUGGCUUCCAACAUAUAUCCGGCAUUCCAGGAUCAAAUUAAAAAUUGGGACAUCUUCUGUAAAUCCCAGACUGUCCCGGGAAAAUAGGGAAACUUGAAGGGUCUGGAACAUAAAUAUUGUGCCCAAUAGCCACUGGUGGCCUUUAUCGAAUCCUCUUUUAAAGCCAUCACUUCCUCUUGCAGGGACAAAUUUUAUAGUUUAACUAUUUUCCUCUGUGUAAAGUUGCUGAUGUCGCUUACAAUUUCAGGUUUGGGGUGUAUUGCAAAUCUUGCUCUUCUGUGUGUAUAUAUUUUGGAAUGAACGAACCGCUUACAGACAUAGACUCUGCUUGGAUAAAUAUGACAAUAUUUGGAAUGAAACGUUGUAAUUUUGAAAAGAAUUUGUAAGAAAAAUCACGAAUGAUUCCAACUAAGAUGUUACUUUCUCACUGCAAAAUGUAUUCGUUUCUCCUGUCAUACCAUGGAUAUUUUGUUAUAAGGUGGUGGUGAAGCGCAGAGAUUUUGAUGAAAACAUAGGUGGGUUUUUCCUUCUAUGCACAAUUAACUGAGGGAGGGAGGGAGGGAGAGAACAUUUAUUAUCCAGGGAAAGGUAUUUAUUUCAAGACAGGUUGAUGUUGCAGUUUAAGUCUACAUGAGAAUACAUAUUCAUGGUUCCUCCUACAAUUUGUUUUAUUUCCUCAGAAGGCUCACUGUAGGAGGUAAAGGAAUAAAAAUUCCCAGUUUAUUUUUUAUUUAUAUUUCUAAAUCAGUGCAAUAGAUAGCUAGAGAGGUGAUGGGGUUUUUUAUCAUGUGCUGGCCCAUAAUGAUUUGAAAAGGGAGUAGAAGUGAUCAUUCACUCUUCUGAAAUUGUCAAACAUGUUAAACUAUGUUUGGGGCAUUGUUCCACUGGUAACUGCCUGGGGGCUUUCCAAAAGAUCAGUUUAUUUAGUGCAACAAAUAUGCAGUUGAUAUUCAUUUGCCACAAGUGCUAAUAAUGCAGUGUUGAAACAGGACUCAAAUAUACGGUAACAUGCCUACAAUUAGGGAGAGGAGAAUCUGUCAGUUUUUGUUCCUCUCAGUUUCUCAUUUGUCUAGUCUUCAGUCAUCAUGAAUAUUCACCAGCAUUUGCUUCCAAAUCCCUCCUAAUAUACAAAUUUUAUACAAUUUUCCAAAUAUACACAUUUAUGCAAGCAAUUUUCCCCAAUAUAAUGCAUUGCUGAGUAUGUAAUUAUCAUUAAUAUACGGAUUUUAGUGAACAAUUUAUCCUAGUGAAUAUGUUUUUGUGUUCAUUACUUGUCUGCAGAACUGAAUUGCAAAAAUCAGAGAAGUGCAAAAUUUAAAAUAUACCUGUGUUUUGGUUCACGCAUUAAUUAAGUUCAUUUUUAAAUGUGAACUGAAGUGAACUUUCCCCUCCCUCUAUCUCUGGAUAAGCUGCUGCUAUGAGCAUUUUGAUUUUUGUGCAAUUCAUUUUGUUGCUUGUAGAAACAGAUUUCAUUUGGACUACCUUUCUCCUUUUCUUAGUUCUGCAAUUAUUAUGCACUAUUGUGAUGCUUAGUCUCAUUUAAAAAAAUAAAAAUCUAAUACAUCAUUUGUUUUCGGGUUGUAAAGCCUCAUACGUUCAUACUUUUCCCAAAGAAAAACAAGACACUCUUAACAUGAUGGAAAACAAUGUAUGCUUCUAGUUGAACUGAUAUCACAUGUAUUUUAUUUCAGGCUAACCUUCGUUCAUUGCAAUCUGUGGCACCUGAGAAGCAAAAGGUAUGUUUCAUGUCUAAACUAACACUCCCCACUACAAUAAAAUAAAAUAAAAUAGGUUAUGGAGCUGGAAAUGAUUGCAUUUAAAACACAUCACUGGAGUGAAGGUAGUUUUAUUUAUUUAUCGUUUCAUGGCGUUUAAACCUAAAUAUGUGACCAACAAAUUAAAUAAUAAAAAUGCGGUGUCAGAGCAGCCCAUCGCUCAAGAUGAAAUUAAGUUACAGGGCUCUAAACAAAACCUACAGGCAUGGAAUUAUUCUAUCUAGGGCCAAACUGCAUGUUGCAUAUAGCAGAGCUGUAGCUUCAGUGGGGUUAACUGGGUUUUUUUGACCCGGGUGAAGUCUCCAGAGGGCACCAUUGAGGCUCCCAGCCUUUGUGAGUGUAUGAUGCAAAUGUGCAUGGGUGUGUGUGCCAAACUUGGUCUUUGACCUGGGUGAAACAAAAAUUAGUUUCACUCCUUCAUAUAGUGCACUUAAAAAACCCCAACUGCUUAGAAGUGGGUAGAUCAACUUAUGUUGGCAUGUGCAAAACAAAAUCUUGGAAGUGCCUCUUUCUAGAAGUAAAAAUGAAGUUGUUAUGUACUGAAGUUCUCACCCUGGGCCAGCAGGGGGAUACUGUAGAUAGUUAUGCAAAUAAGGGAUCGAAAGUGACGUUCAGUGAUUGGAUAGUUUGUAUGCAAAUAAGGGAUCAAAAGUGACGUUCAGUGAUUGGAUAAUUACAGAAAAUGGUUACUGUUGUGUUCUAGUGGAGCUCUAUAUAAGCAGGCUGACUGAACCCUUCAGUUCAGUUCUGUUCUGGCCUAUGAAUAAACAAGAGCUGUUUGAAGAAUCGCUGUGUUGUCUGAUAUGUUCACCCACAACUUAACAGAAGUGAUAAUAAAUUAAAUGCUUAAGCAUUUGCUGCUCUGUCUCCCUGCCUGUGGGAGAUGCAGCUAUGCAUCUGAGAGAGUUUCGCAGAACAGUGCCCAGCAUUCAGAAUAGAUCCGCAUGUUGCUUGAAGCUGGGAUGUGAUUUGUCAAGCAAAAUAACUUUGGCCAAGCGGCUGACAAAGAGGCUUGCCAAAUAUAUUGCUUUGUUAGGAGCAAUAUCAAUGCAGCGGAUUGCUAAUACCAUUGUAUUCGAAGCUGCUUUGCAGUUAUCUUCCAUUGAAUAAAUCAAACGCUUGAGAUGUCGUGUUUUCAGUCUGGUGCUGAGCCUCAGGCCUUCAUCAUUUUAUUAACUGCAAAGCAAUAUUCAGCAGGCUGCUUAUUAUGAUGUCAAGAAAGCAAUGUGCUUAUUUGGAACUCUAAAACGGAUUCCUCACUAUUUUUGAAAUGCUUUGCUUUCAUUUACAGAUCAUGAGCAUUAAGUAACAACUUGAACUUCAUAGUACUGUUGGACAGGAAGGGGUUUGGGAAAACCUAGUCCCGUAGCCCUAUCUAACCAUUGACAUGCAAUGUAGCAUGGAAGCCUAGAAACUGGGAAAGCUUUCGUGCUCCUCUUUUUCAAUAUGAGUGAUGAAUUGUUGUGCCACCCACAAUGACUCUUGUGAUGUGUUGGGGAAAAUGGGAAUGAUCAGCAACAGGACACAAGCAAAUACAAAUAAAUAUUUUCUUAUUGGUUAUGUAUCUGGCUGAUGUUUCCUAUAGAACAAUGCAAUACAGAGAAAGUAUAGAGUGCUAAAAGUGAGUUCAAAAUAUUUAAGUUAUAUGUUUUACAUGUACAAAACAAGUAACUUGUAUCUCGUGAAUGUUCAUGAGAUUUGUUGCUCCAUAAACAUGGGCUCAAAUAAAAGAAUUUGCAUUUUCCUCUUAGGCAUUUCUGGAGAGCAGUAAUUUAGUUGCCAGUGGGAGGGCAAAAAUUAGACUUCUUAAAUCCAAGGCUUGCCUCCUGUUCUUCUGAUACAUACAUGAAAAGGAAUUUUUAUUACCCUUACGUGGGUUGUAUGAGACCGCUGACUGUCAUUGCUUUAAUUUUUUAAAGUAUUGAUAGAAUAGAAAAUGCUCUAUUAAUAUUUUCCAGAGUGAAAUAUAGCCCUGGUAGGAGAAUGACAGAAAAAGCAUUGAAAGUAAUUUUUCUUUCCCUUCCUUCCUUCCUUCCUUCCUUCCUUCCUUCCUUCCUUCCUUCCUUCUCUUUCUCCUUCUCCGUCUCCUUCUCCUUCUCUUUCUCUUUCUUUCUCUCUCUCUCUUUUUCCCUUUCUCUUUCCCUUUCUCUUUCUCCACCUUUUAAAAAUUCCAAUACAUAUGCAAACUUUUCCUUCCUCUCUCUUACCUUGUUGGUAGUAGGUAGGUACAACAGGUGGUCUGGGGUGGGUCUGUGAAACUGCAGUUAAAAAUCAUCCAGCAUCUAUCACAGUGUAUUACAAUUGCUACAACAGGCAGAAAAACCAUUAAGAGAUCUUCCAAGACCCCCAUCAAUUUUCAAGGUGUCCAGAGGUGGGGGUUCAGAACCACGGCACUAAGUGAAAGGUAUUCCACUAGUGGAGCUUGAGAAAAAGCUUAUCUAUCUGGGACAGUGAAACAGAUGACUUACCUGUCAUGCCACAGUUCACUUUUAGUAGGCUAUAUCCAGUUUCCUAGGUACCACAGCCUGCCUGAGUCUUCUUCUGAUCUUCCACUGAGGCCCUGCCCCUGGUGCCUUCCAUUUUUGGGCUGUGAUGCUACAAAGGACAGAACUUUUCAGGGGGGGGCACCUGGUUUUGGAAUCCCCUGGUAAAGAGGUUCCACUGGUGCCUACUUUGCAAGCCUUUAGAUUCCAGGUUAAGGCAUUUUUAUUUACCUGGAUGUGUAUGCGUGUGUGAAUAAGAUAAUUAAUAAAUAAAUAAUGCCUUGGCAUGCCUUAUGGGUUGGGUUUUAUACACGAUCUUAAAAAGAAAAAGAAAAAAGAAGUUUUGACUCUCCAGUUGCUGCAGCAACCGCUGAGGGAUGAUGGGAGUUGUAGUCCAGCAAUGUCUCCUGUGCCAAAGGCUAUCAUUUAUACUGGUUGUGCCACAAAUGCAUCAGAGUGGACGAGUGCAGCAGUUUCCCUUUCAUACUUAACCGUUCUUGGCUUCGGCAAGAAGGGAUACUCAUUGAAAAGUAACGAAUGUAUCUUUAUACUUUAUAACAUGUAAGGGUGGCAAGUUAAUAUCUAAGAAUGUACAGUGGUACCUCGGGUUAAGUACUUAAUUUGUUCCGGAGGUCCGUUCUUAAGCUGAAACUGUUCUUAACCUGAAGCGCCACUUUAGCUAAUGGGGCCUCUCGCUGCUGCUGCGCCGCCAGAGCACAAUUUCUGUUCUCAUCCUGAAGCAAAGUUCUUAACCCGAGGUAAUAUUUCUGGGUUAGUAGCGUCUGCAACCUGAAGCGUAUGUAACCUGAAGUGUAUGUGACCUGAGGUACCAGUGUAUGCAGUUUUCCAAGACAUACACACAAUUCAAACACACAAUCGUACCUCUCUACUUCUCUUUCCUGAAAACUAGACAAAGCCUGGUGUCAUUCGUCCAACAAUGGUGAAAGCAAAAAUAAUAACGUUAAAGGAAGAGGAACCUGCCCAACCAAACCCGUUCAGAAAGUACCUAGAAGAAACCGGUGGCCUCCAAACUGAACAGGUAAAGCUUCUUUCUUUUCCUAAUUCAGCUGAGAUUUUCUUACUGGAACACUGUAGCUGAAUUUGUCUUAAGUAUGCAGGUGGAUAUUUUUAACUAUGGAAAUAACAAACCAUCUCUGAACCAAACCCUCUUCCCACUCACCCCCAAUAUCUAAUAAGAACUACCCCUCUCCUAUGCUGUUGUCAUUGCGCUGUGUGCCUCCCCACUUUUGUGUCACGGGUUGGUAAGAAUGGGGAGACUUGGGCUCCAAACCCCACUUAGCCACCAGGCUCCUGGGUAACUCUGGGAGAAUAUUUGCUAUCUCUCAGAUGAACCCGCCUCACAGGGUUGCCGUGAGGAUAGCAUGGGAAGGUAUCCAUUUAUGCCACCCUCGGAUGAAGCAAAUCAGACAUCCACCAGCUACUCCUUGUCCCGCUACAUUAACUAUUUUUUCUUCCUUAUCCAAACAACUUGUGAACAAUUGUGUCCAAUCCGACAGGAGCAUGAGGCAACAUAGUAGAUUCUCCCUUGCUGAUAUGAGCCCAUCUUUCAUAUUAUAAUAAACUGCCAUUUACUGUAUCUGCUGCAGUAACCGUAUUAACAACCACAAAACCAUACAGAAAUAACAAGUGAAUUCUUAAUUGUACAAAGUCAAGCAAACUGGGCAUCCCCUCUGGGCCUCUUGGCUUGUCCUUUAACCAGUCUCUUUGUCUGCUUCUCUUUCUUCCAGGAUUCAUCUCUUUCCCAUCCUUAUUUAUAUACUAAACUGAGCUCUCCUACUAAGUCCCCAUUGCACCCACAGGGGCUCUCUCAUGCUGACUUGCUAACUCCUGGUCCAUUCAAUCAUUUGGGUUCCAUCUUUGGCGACAUCCAUGACAGUUCUUAUAGUCCUUACCGUCGCAAUACUUUGUAUAACAAGGUGAGAAAUGUCCCUUCCCCGUGUUUCUGUUGUGUUAAUGAAGGACAAAGGUUUUUGAGGCAGCAAUUCUAAAGACAAAGUAAUUCUAUAUACGAAUGCAUUGAUAUAGUGCCCUUUGGCCAAAUGGUUUCAUAAGAACAUAAAAGUAGCCUGACUGGACCAGACCAAAGGCCUGGGGUCAGACGCAGACGGCCUUUAUUGGCUCCCAAACCCUGCCCACUAGCCUGGCCAGAUUGGCCAGGAUUCAGAUAAACAGAUGGCAGGAAAACCCAGUACUCCCUAGCGGCUGGCCUAGGAGUUCUCCAAUGACUGACCGCCUAAACCAGGCACUGCUCCCAGGGGGUAGGUAUUUGGAGCUGCCUAUGCUGUGCAGGGACGCGGGUGGUGCUGUGGGUAAAACCUCAGCGCCUAGGACUUGCCGAUCACAUGGUUGGCGGUUCGAAUCCCCGCGGCGGGGUGUGCUCCCGUCAUUCGGUCCCAGCGCCUGCCAACCUAGCAGUUCGAAAGCACCCCCGGGUGCAAAUAGAUAAAUAGGGACCGCUUACCAGUGGGAAGGUAAAUGGCGUUCCGUGUGCUGCGCUGGCUCACCAGAUGCAGCUUGUCACGCUGGCCACGUGACCCGGAAGUGUCUGCGGACAGCGCUGGCUCUCAGCCUAUAGAGUGAGAUGAGCGCACAACCCUAGAGUCUGGCAAGACUGGCCUGUACGGGCAGGGGUACCUUUACUUUUACCUUUAUGCUGUGACCAGGUAAGCAGCCAUUUAUGAACCAGAUGCCUGUGUGAACCAGAUGCCCAUCAGCAGAGCCAAUAGCCCUCUCCUGAUGCUGUUCCCCAGAAACUGGUAUUCAGAACCAUACCUGUAUGCUUCACAACAAAUCAGGGCAGUUUCAAAAACAUAGCACUUUUAAGCACAUAAGAACGCGGGUGGCGCUGUGGUCUAAACCACUGAGCCUUGGACUUGCCAAUCAGAAGGCCAGCAGUUUGAAUCCCUGCAACGGGGUGAGCUUCCGUUGCUCGGUCUCAGCUCCUGCCAACCUAGCAGUUCGAAAGCACACCAAAAAGUACAAGUAGAUUAAUAGGUACCGCUCCAGUGGGAAGGUAAACGGCAUUUCUGUGUGCUGCUCUGGUUCGCCAGAAGCAGCUUAGUCAUGCUGGCCACAUAACCUGGAAAAACUGUCUGCGGAGCAGACAAACGCCGGCUCCCUCGGUCUGUAAAGUGAGAUGAGCGCUGCAACCCCAGAGUCGUUCGCAGCUGGACUUAACUGCCAGGGGUACCUUUACCUUUAAGGACACUUACUUGGCAGGUACUUGACAUCAAUAGGUUAUAUGUGGCCUCUAAUAAGCAUCUUCAAAUAUUGUGAAAUAAUGCAAAUGAAAAAGCAUUAAAACAAGCGUCCCUGUGUUGUGAAUUUCACUGCCUUCCUCAAGGCAGCCUCAUUGGCUGACAGGGAUGUGGAAAAUGCCCUAUCAUGUGGGGAGCAUUGCUAAAUAUUAUGGGGUGGGAGGAGAAGUUACCACGAGGAUGCUAUUUCCAGAAGCAUCUUUGUGGAGUAUAUAAUAUGAUCAGAUUCAAUACUAAGUCAAAUUCUGGACCACAUAGACCAGAAUUAAAAAUUAUGUGAGUGUCCCAGAAAAGCUUGGUUGCUCUUAUGUUGUCGUUUUUAAAUUCACGUGCUAUGAUUCCAUUCUUCGGGUGGUAUUCACUCAAGUUUUACUCAGAGUAGGCUUACUAGAUCUAACUUAGUCUUUUUCAUUAAUUUCUGUGUAAUUUCUGCAUAAAACAUAAUUGAAUACCACCCCAUUCCUUUUCAGAAACUGUAGAUAUCCUAGCACGGCAGAGCUAAAUUUCAUUGGUCUUGAUCUAAAUUUCACUUGAUCUCUGAUUAGCUUUAGAGAUUUUUUUUUCAAUAGAAAGUGCAGUCUUUCCAGCAUCAUUCAAAAUAUAUCCUAGGCAUUUUCUCAAACUAUCUCACAUGAGUUGAAUUUUAAAUUAACCUUCUGCUGUGUCUACAAUGAAAUCUGAAUUAACUAGGUAAGUUGUACUGUGGUCAUUCUACCACUAGAGAGCAAGAUUCACUGAGCAAAAUGACCUUCAGCGUUCAUGAAGAAUUAAUACACCUGCUUAAGCUGAAUGGAUUCAGGUAUUUUUCAUUUGCUUUUGAAAAAGCAAUUCUUCAUUUAGAAAGAAUAUAUAAUCUCCCUGGUGAGUGCCAUUGUAAAUUAACCUGGUGAGAAAGAGUCUUUUUAUGCCUUGUAUCAGGGACAUCUUAAGCAUAUCCGGCGCCAUGGUGCAAAGAUCCCUCUUGUGCCCCCCACCUUUCCCAGAGUUGUUGACCUUUUCCCAAGCCUCUGCUGGGAUCGCUCUCCUCCCACAGAGGCUUGGGAAGGAAGCUGCACGCCUACCAGCCAUAUGGUCGACGGGGCACAGCUGAUGGGUGUGCAAGGAAAGGGGAGGCCAGCAGCAAAGCCACGCAGCUCCCUCACUCGCUGGGGUGCCCGAGAGGCCGGCAGUAGCACCUCGACUUACGUAACCCUCAGGUAAUGUAAACUUCGGGUUGUGAAAGCAGCAAACCCGGAAGUGUUUUGCCAUGCACGCAUGUGCGGAAGUGGCCUACCGUCUACCGCCGUGGGUGCAUGAGCAGAAGCGGUCUAACGCUUCUCCUCCAGUUGUGAAAACCUCAGGAUCCGGCCGGACCUCCAGAAUGGAACCCGUUCCGGAGGUACCACUGUACUAUAAUGUAAAAAGAAGUGCUUCUCAUCAUCAUGAUUAAGGCUGUGACCUCAUGACCAGAUCGUACUGACUGACUGUUGAUGGGCAGCUUCGAAGUCUCCCUUAAGAUGGUUCUUUCUUUUGAAAAGGACUUGAACAGGACAGCUUUCAAACAAAGGACUGCUUUCUGUAAGACAGGACACACAGCCUGAAAGAAUUGGGGGGUGGGGCGGUUUACCUUAGAAAUAAAUUGGAUUUGUGUGUAAACUUUAAGUGCUUCUGUAUGUUUUUGCAUUCCUUUCACAUCAGGACAAAACAGAUCUGCAUGUCUUAAACGCCUAGGGAGAACGAAAGUUUGAAAGAGAUGUUAGCCUCACUAAAUAGCACAGAAAAUAUGUGGGAAACAGAAGAUGUUGGAAACAGUCUUGUUGCUAUGGCAUUUGCCAGUUGCCAACUGGUAGAAUUUGAUGUCAAGGGCACACAGUUCCUAUUGGGAAUGAAAAAAACCUCCCACAGCUAAAAAGACAGUCGUUCAAAAAGCCCCACGCUUCUGCCGUGAGUGAUAGCAGGUGAUCUACCAUACCAUUAAAAAUAUGGAAAGUAAACAUGACUCAUUCUCUCAUGCAAGAGGAAUAAAGGUUUAAAUAAUCUAUUUUGUGAUCUUCUGGCGCUGCAGCUUAAGUGUCAAGUGUUCUGACAUGGAAUUGCUGGUCUAGAGAGAACAGCGUCAGAAAGCCUUUUAAGAUGCCCGAAGAGUAGAAGGAACACUUGGGUUUAUUGGGGCAGGUGUGGGAGGUCAGAGAGAGAGAGGAGCCACUGGUGACAUACCUACACUCAUAUUACUCUCAGCAUGGUCCUUAGCUGCAUACAAAUGGUAUGUGUAUAGGUUCUACUCUAACUCCAACAAUUUGGAGUUAGAGCUGACAGUGGGUGUUCCCUGACUCUUCCCCCCAUUUUUUGGUGGGAUUCAGUGACAUGUUGGCAAAUUCAGGUAGAGAAAUUAAAGUUGAUUUGGCAUUCUUGCAAGCACCCCCUCCUUCCCUCCCCUCCAAAAUCAGACCUUUGUGAAAAGGAAAAGGCGCUGGAAAGUAUGGGUCAAUGUUUCCUUGAUGGAACAUCAUCUAACCUCCCUGGAAACAAAUGAGGAUAACUGCUCAAUAAAUCGGUUGUUUGCAUAUGAAGAAAAACUAAGUAUUUCAAGCUGGCAUUUUCUGGAUAUAGGGUUUUAUUCUUUUGGGGGAAUUGCAACUAAACAUCUAAAUUAGCAUCCUAUUUCUAGCAGGGGACAAAACAGCUGGUUAUGGAAAGCCCCAAAAGUGAAAGCUCUAAACAUGAGGAUUCCAUGUAGGCAAGAAGACCCUCAGCUACAGACCAGCCUUUCCCAUCCUUGGUUCCUCCAGAUGUUGCUGAGCUCUCAUCAUCCUUGAUCAUUGACCAUGUUGGCUGAUGGUAGUUGAUACCCAACAACAUCCAGAGACAUCCUAAGUCUAGGGAAGGCUGUUAUAGACAGAGGAGCUGAUCUGAUUCCCUUUUAAAUUAAUCUAAGCUAUUGGUGAUCACUAUACAGCUAGCACUCUCUGGGGCUAUGUGGGUAGCAGCAAACGUAAGGCUCAGUGGCUGAGGUCACCAGAGACUGAAAACUGGUUUAGCACCCAUCCUCCAACAGUCUCCACAAGUGAAUAUUUUCCUUUAUUUAAUCCUGUGGAAAGGGUGAAGCACAGCUUUUAAGGCUAUUGUUACAGUGGGGGGGGGGCUCACCUUCAUCACCACCCCAAACAGCAUUUGGAAGAUUGUCCACCACUGAUGGAAAUCUUGCAAAGUAUCGGGGUGUGUCUGAGUGCCUGUACACAGUGCACAUUGAGAUGCACUGCAGACACACACUUUCAAAAUCUUCAAAGUACACAGACCCGCACAUGCAUGCUGUCUGUCUUAAUGAUGGGCCUUCUGCUAACAAUGCAGUGAGAGGAGUUUUUCAGACAUCAAACUGUCAUGCAGGGUUCAUGGGCAUUUAUCUGAACAUUUAUCUUCAGUGUAUUGGCGUCCCAUUUGCAAUACGCCAGGUGUUUCGCCCUCAUGAAAUGCCAUUAAGUGCCAUUGCAGUGUCUGCUUUGUAACGCUCUUGACAUUUCCUCUCUUUGCAGCCCACUCAUCCGAUAGUGCCCAUUCCAGAAAAUGAAGCACUUAGCUCCAAAGAGGUAUUGGUAAAGCAUUCUGCAUUUCUAAAUGCAUGCAGGGUUAUGACCGCUCACUCAGAUUUGUUCUUGUUGAUGCAAUGUAAGAAUGAAAAUUAGGAGAGGGUGUAGAUGGGAAAAGGUUGUUUUGUAUGACAGGUUCACAUGCAUGGGUUAAAUCCUUUAAUCUGUUUAUUUAUUUUACUUUUUUAUAAAGGCAUUCAAAUACUUCCUAUGACAAUCGAGCUCAAGGAAGUGUACAUAUUUAAAAAUAUAAAUGAACACAACAGGGAAACCGCAAUGUUAUAAGUAAAAUGCAGCUGAUAACCCGAAUGACACAAUUAAUUAACUUUUGACAAUAAAACACCAGGAAAUGCUUUAGUGCACAGGUAUGUUUUUAAUGGGGGACGCGGGUGGUGCUGUGGGUUAAACCACAGAGCCUAGGAUUUGCCGAUCAGAAGAUUUCAAAUCCCUGUGACGGGGUGAGCUCCCGUUGCUCGGUCCCUGCUCCUGCCAACCUAGCAGUUCGAAAGCAAGUCAAAGUGCAAGUAGAUAAAUAGGUGCCGCUCCGGCGGGAAGGCAUUUCUGUGCGCUACUCUGGUUUGCCAGAAUCGGCUUAGUCAUGCUGGCCACAUGACCUGGAAGCUGUACGCUGGCUCCAUCAGCCAAUAAAGCGAGAUGAGCGCCGCAAACCCAGAGUGGACCUAAUGGUCGGGGUCCCUUUACCUUUACCUAUGUUUUUAACAAGUGCUGUGUUUAACAAGUGUUGGCACUUGUUGGAGCUGCAAGGGAGGCAAUUCUAUAUAGAAAGGGGGCCACCACAGAGAAGGCCCUCCCCCUGGUUUCCUCCAACCAAGAUAGUGACACAGCCAAGAGUGCAAUGCUUGGACAGGACAGUAGGGGCAGAGGCACUCCUCCAGGUAUCCUGGUCACAAGUUGUUUUAUAGGUUAAAGUCAAAACCUUGACUUUCACCCAUUAGCUUAUCGGAAGCCAGUGGAGUAGCUUCAGGAACUGUGUAAUAUGUGUGAAAGAGAGCACUAAAUGGCGCACAAAUUACACACUUGUGCCUACAAAUGAAAAUAAUGGUGAUCACGGCAUGGCGAUAGGUGGGAUAGAAUUUAUCAUAUAGAAGGGGAAGGGGAAAUCCUGCCUGUACCUUUUUUGUGGCUGAACAAGGAGACUGAAGCCAACACUCUUGUUGCUGAGUGGAUUGUUGGCCUGAUGUAGACACAGGAUUCUAAUGUUAUUCUCAUGCCAUGGCUGUCAGGAGCCUCACCUACCAAACUUCUUCCUCAGCUAUGGCUGGUGUGGGGGCAGGAGGGGGAAGCUUGUUCUAGAGUGAAGCCUUUAUUCUGUUUCCCCAAAUUUAAAACUUCUAAAACUUCUAAAAGCUAUGUUGUUUUUUUGAAGAGGAAAAAGAGAGAGGCAAGCAUACCUGUGUUGUGUUCAGAAUAGCAAUAUUCUUUCUAACUGGAAACUUUUACAGCUUUGUUCUGCUAGAGCACAAAACAAGCUGGAUUUGCUGCCCUACCAGGAAAACAAAGAUCUAAGCAGAGGAAAUGUUCCAGACAAUGGCAGUCCUCACAGCAGAGCUCACUGUCUACCCAGAGGAGACUUUGAGAACGUUUUUGCAAAAACCACCUAAGGUAGAUUUGUUUAUUAUCCUACCUUCCCCCAAUGAGCUCAAGGUGGCAUGCAUUGUACUCACAGUGGUCUGUGAGGUAGAUGAGGCUGAGUAUGACUUACCCCAAGGUCACCUAGUGUGCUUUGUGGCUAAGUGGGGAUUUGAACCCUGAUCUCCAGGAACCAGAAUAGUGUUUCCCAAACCUGGGUCUCCAGCUGCAUUUGGACUACAAUUCCCAUCAUCCCUGACCACUGGUCCUGCUAGCUAGGGAUGAUGGGAGCUGUAGUCCAAAAACAGCUAGAGACCCAAGUUUGGGAAACACUGUUCUAGACCAACACUUUAUCCUAGCCUUUCUCAACCUUGGUCUCCAGAUGUUCUUGAACAACAACUCCCAUCAUAAUUGACCACUGGUCAUGCUGGCUAGGAAUGAUGGGAGUUGUAGUCCAACAACAUCUAGGGACCCAAGGUUGAGAAAACCUUCUCUGACCACUGCAAUACACUGCUAUUUCCUGUUCAUGACCCACCUUUUCGAUAUGUAAAGCAUGCAAGGCACAUGGCAGGAGGUCCAGCAGCAGGGUCUAGCCAUCUUGCCCUCUGCACUCAGAACAGAAACAUUGAUGACCCUCCAAAUGGGUUGCAGAAGUUGCCUAAUAAAGACCUCUUAAGUUCUCAUCAAUGAAUUAGUGCAUCAGUCUUUAGCCUCCAGGAUCUCUGAAAUAAUUAUAGGCUGUCUGUGUAAAAUAAUACCCUUUAUUAACAAAAAGGGACAUCAUCACAGCUGGAUGUUUCAUGCGAUGUUAACAACUCAGCACUGUAGACAUGCUCUACUAAAGCCCAAUAAUGGAUCAAAAUUAUUUAUUCAUAUGAGCAUGUUUGCACUCUGGUCAACACACCCCUGUUUUGGUUAAGAUGUGUUGCUUCAGUUGCAAUUCCUAGGGUAGACUGUAAGGAGGCAUCCUGUUUUGUGUUCAUUACAGUCGGCACUGAUUCUGACAGCUGGGAUAGCUCAGUCAGUAGAGCAUGAGACUCCUAAUAUCAGGGUUGUGGGUUUGAGCCCCAUGCUAGGCGAAAGAUUCCUGCAUUGCAGGGAGGUUGGACUAGAUGACCCUCGUGGUCCCUUCCAACUCUACAGUUCUAUGAUCCACUACAAUUUGACUUCCACUAAAAGCUAUGUUGUUUGUCUCACUAUCCACGAUGGCCAAAAGUAAUGAAAGGGAAACAAUGCAGAAAACAAUGUCAAUGGCAAACUAAAAAACCUAUGGCUAAUGCUGCUUGUAUUCAUUUGCUUGAUCUCUGUUCCUGACCUCAGAUGAGCAUGUGAAUUGCAGCCAUUUCCACUCCUGAUUCCAGAUGAAUUCCCUGACAUCCCUACUUAUCAGCCAUCACAGCAUCCUACAGUAAUAAAUUCCACAAGGAAAAUUAGGCAUUGUGUACUUAGGUUUUUUUCUUGUCUUCUGUUUCCUACCAGGGCUGUCACUUGUGGGAUGUUCUGUCUGGGAGCUGGAACAGGUAUUAUGUUUUCCUCCUUAAUCUCAUAAUUGCUCUUUUGUCACUUCUGUGUCUAAUGAGCACAACAGGGAAUUUAAUACUGCUGAAUACAUGCUAUGUGGUACCUAUUAAGCUUCAAAGUCACCAGCUAUUAUAAAUUUUAUUUAUCUAUUUAUUAAAAAUAUUUGUAUGAUGCUAGUUCAUUAAAAGAAACCCAAAGUGGUGUGCAGCAAUAUUGUAGAUAAUCAGCUACAGAAAGAUGAUUUCUUAACUUCCUGCAUUAUCUUGACAGCCUAGAAAAGUUUUCAUCCGAAAUUUAAAGGUUAAAACAGAAGUUGCCUCCUGAAUUGCCAUUGGACUGAGCCAAUGAUACAAAAGUCUGAGAUUCUUGUCACUGUCAGAUGAAUCUCACCAACUUGAUCUCAGUGAUAAAGCUGUGCUGUAAAUUGCCCUGUGAUCUUCAGAUGAAGGGCUGUACAGUCGUACCUUGGUUUUUGAACAGCUUAGUUCUUGAACGUUUUGGCUCCCGAACACCACAAACCCGGAAGUGACUGUUCCAGUUUGUGAGCUAUUUUUGGAAACCAAACAUCCAACGGGGCUUCAGUGGCUUCCGAUUGGCUGCAGGAGCUUCCUGCAGCCAAUCAGAAGCUACGCUUUAGUUUCUGAACUUUUUGGAAGUUGAACGGACUUCUGGAAUGGAUUCCUUUCAACUUCCAAGGCAUGACUGUAUAUAAAGUUAAUAUAUAAUAAUAAUAAUACAAUUAGUAAUAAUAAUACAAUAAUACAAUUAAGCUGGGAUAUAAGGGUUCAGGUGGUCCCUAAGGUAUGCUGGACCUGAGCUGUAUUAAUUUACAAAGCCCUGAACAAGGACUUUGAAAAGGAGCAUAAAAUGCUUUCAAGUGCAUCAUUUUAGGAUGAAGACAGGUGUAAGGCUACAAUACUGUGCAUUCUUACUUCAGACUAAGCCCAAUUUAAUUCCAUUGGACUUACAUCUGAGAAAAUAUAUGCAGAGAGGAUUAUGGUGCCUAAAUGAUGGAAUUUAUUUGAAAAUACAUUUGAAGCAUUCCAAGACGUAAUUUUUUAGGGUAGCGAAUAUAUAUUCAGAUCACUUUCCACUACACUUAAAAUGUUAAUGUGCCUUCAAUUUCAGGUUUUUAUAGUGAAUUUAACAUCCUUUUCACAAAUAUCCAAUGGCUUGUGUACAUGACUAUCUGUAUGUUAGUGGCUUAGUAAAAUCUUAAGUGGUAAUCCAAUUCUAAUUGUUUAUAAAUUGGAACAUCAAUUGAUGGAGAUUAUUAGAUACAAUUUCAGUCUAUGGCAUUUAUUUCUCUCUCUCUCUCUUUUCAGACAUGAUUUCAGAUUAAAAGUUAAUUGUAGGGAAUGCUACUUCCCAGUCUGCUGCGAUGCUGACAUGAGAUCUAUGCUGAAGUGAGCUGAAGUGUUGCAGCUUAAAAAUGGCCUCUCUCUGUAUUCGUUGUAAAAUAUCAGUAGCAUACCACAAGUAAUCAGGAACUCAACAGUGAAUAUACAGUGAAAUGAUUGUUGAAAAAUUCUGUAUAACUUCCUGAAGUGUUUUUAACGCAUGUUGCCUAGAAAAUCAGCUUCGGCUGAUCAGAAAACGAUUUACAUUUUGAAAUGAAAUAAAGUUGAGUUGUAUAUUGUAUAAAGCAA
Podarcis lilfordi (Lilford's wall lizard) is the source of this 58189-nucleotide messenger RNA. NCBI's taxonomy places the organism in Eukaryota, Metazoa, Chordata, Lepidosauria, Squamata, Lacertidae. The record is from the annotation of a GenBank genome assembly.